Messenger RNA from Podarcis lilfordi (Lilford's wall lizard), 45871 nucleotides. The record is from the annotation of a GenBank genome assembly. Lineage: Eukaryota; Metazoa; Chordata; Lepidosauria; Squamata; Lacertidae.
AUGAGUGAGCUGUUGUCACUGACAAAUGUUGAAUAAACUUAGCUGAGGAACUUAUACUGCCUUGGGCUGCUGACUUUUUCCGAACAUUUAACGUUGGUGACGAGGAUGGGAUAGAUGAGCUCCCGCCGGCUUUCAGAGACCCAAGACCGCACCACAGCACCGCCGCCUGCCGCCUCGCAGUAAGCGUGACCUCACCGCCAUGCUGGAUUCAGCAAAUAGUCCUGGAAACGAGACUUCGCAACCACCCACAAUAGCACAGAUCCGAGGAUGGCUACCAGUCAUAGUCGGCCACCACCAGACUUCGAUAUGAGCCAUCCUACAGAAUGGCCACAGUGGCAAACAUUUAACAUUGAGGGAGCCGGUGUUUGUCCGCAGACAGUUUUUCCAGGUCAUGUAGCCAGCAUGACUAAGCCGCUUCUGGCAAACCAGAGCAGCACACGGAAACACCGUUUACCUUCCCGCCGGAGUGGUACCUAUUUAUCUACUUGCACUUUGAUGUGCUUUCGAACUGCUAGGUUGGCAGGAGCUGGGACCAAGCAACGGGAGCUCACCCCGUCGCGGGGAUUCGAACAGCCGACCUUCCGAUCUGCAAGCCCCAGCCUCAGCGCCACCCGCAUCCCCGGUGAUGAAGGUAUUGAGUUGCGAAUUCACCAUCUUGAAAGGGUGGCAGCUGUUAGUCUCUCUGAAAGCUAGAGAGACAACAAUGAGCUGCAUAGCCUAAGGCCAAUGGUGGCUGGAAUGGGGUAGUAGUGACACAGUUUAGAUUUUUGGAAUCUUGUUUCUAAGAUGACGCUGAGCCUGUGCUGGGCAGCACAAGACAUUGUAUAGAUAUUUUGGUUGUGUCUUUGAUGCUUAUGUUUUGUUUCAAUGAGUUCUGCCAGUAAAAGUUUGAAUAAUGCUUUUAUGGGCCUGGAGAAUUAUUCAUUUCCAAAAGGAGUAAAUGCUUCCAGUCGCUUCAAACUGAGCAAUAUUAAUAUCUGCAACAACCUUUCUCUCUGAUACAGCCAGGUGGAACAGUUGUUGGUGGAGAUAAUCCCUGGAGCAAAACAGUCCGUCAGUCCUUCAGCUGAUAUGGCUACUAGUUCUUUCACAUGAUUAGUCAUAUGGCAACUUGAUUCAGACAAAAUUCUGCUUGGGGAUUUAAAAAAAUAAUACUGCUCAGCUAAAGCUGUUACAGCUGAAAGUAGAAGGAGAAUGAAUCCUUACUUUCAUUUUAGAAACACUGCACCAAGUAUGUUUCCUUCCAACUACUACUGGUGAUUAGGGAAGAAUAAGAAGUUUAAGCUAAAUCUUCUUUUAUACAUCAAAUAACCUCACUCCCCAAAUUCUCUAUUCUCUUCUGAUUAUAAAGGAGCUCUUUAGCUGGCGAUACCUCUGCUGGUUCUCAUGUUGAGGUUUCUAAGACAGCUGUAAAAGCUUUGUGGGUUUUAUCAUAGAGUUGUAAGACCCAAGCCUGUGUACUUCUACAGAUGGUUUAACAAAAACACUCCUUGCCAUCCCCAGUUGAAGGAUUCAGUGUCGAUGCUUCAUUUGUCAACAUCUGGAUGGAAAUUUCUCCAUCUUCUAGUACCUUAAUGGGUGAAGCGAUGGAUACUCACUAGAGAUCGUGCAUUACUGUACAGUGGUACCUCAGGUUACAUACGCUUCAGGUUACAUACGCUUCAGGUUACAGACUCUGCUAACCCACAAAUAUUUUUUUUUUUUUUUUUUUUAAAGCAAUUUAUUGGAUUUUACAAUAGGAAUAAAUGUAACAAACAAUAUAACAUUCGUCUUAACGUAAUUUCACAUUUUCUUUGGACUUCCUCACAUCUCCCGCUCCCACCUUCAUCAUUAUAACAUUUUGUCAGCAAUUUAUCAUCUUAUUUAAAUUCUUAUGUCUCUUCGAUAUUUCAUAAUCUUAUAGUUCUCAUAAAGAGUUAAACUUUCACAAUUUUUCUUAUUUUCUUAAAAAACUUCUAAGUUAAGUGGUGCUCAGUUAUUUAGACAAGCAUCUUAUUCAGCAUUCAAUCAAAUCACAAUGUUUUUGCAGGUAGUUCUUAAAUUUCUUCCAAUCCUCCUCGAUUCUCUCUUCUCCCAGGUCACGGAUUCUGCCAGUCAUUUCAGCCAGUUGCAUAUAGUCUAUCAGUUGCAUCUGCCAUUCUUCCAGUGUGGGUAGAUCUUGAGUUUUCCAAUGUUUUGCGAGUAGUAUCCUUGCUGCUGUUGUUGCAUACAUAAAAAAUGUUUGGUCCUUCUUUGCCACCCCUUGGCUGACAAUACCCAAAAGGAAAGCCUCUGGUUUCUUAGUGAAGGUAUAUUUAAAUACCUUUUUCAGUUCAUUAUAAAUCAUUUCCCAGAAUGCCUUCACUUUAGGGCAGGUCCACCAGAGGUGAAAGAACGUUCCUUCACACUCUUUACAUUUCCAACACUUGUUAUCAGACAGGUGGUAAAUUUUUGCAAGUUUGACUGGGGUCAUAUACCAUCUAUAAAUCAUUUUCAUUACAUUUUCUUUCAAAGCAUUGCAUGCAGUGAAUUUCAGUCCGUUACUCCACAGCCUUUCCCAGUCCUCAAACAUAAUAUUAUACCCAAUAUCCUGUGCCCACCUUAUCAUAGCCGAUUUAACCAUUUCAUCUUGUGUAUUCCAUUCCAACAGCAAGUUAUACAUCCUUGAAAGUAUCUUAGUCUUUGGUUCUAACAAUUCUGUUUCUAAUUUCGAUUUCUCCACCUGGAACCCUAGUUUCUUAUCAUUUUUAAAAACUUCCUUAAUCUGAGCGUAAUGUAACCAAUCUCGCACUUUGUCUUUCAUUUUCUCCAAACUCUGCAAUUUCCAAUUGUCUCCAUCUUUUUCUAGUAUUUCCCAAUAUUUUGGCCAUUUGGCCUCCAUAUUGGGUCUUUUUCGGGCCUUGGCUUCCAAGGGUGAAAGCCACCUUGGUGUUUUAUUUUCCAGCAAGUCUUUAUAUUUUGUCCAGACAUUAAACAGUGAUUUUCUAACAAUAUGGUUCUUAAAGGCCUUAUUUGCUUUAACUUUGUCAUACCAUAAAUAUGCAUGCCAUCCAAAAACAUUGUUAAACCCUUCCAAAUCUAACACAUCAGUGUCUUCAAGAAGUAGCCAAUCUUUUAGCCAGCAGAACGCUGCGGCUUCGUAAUACAACUUUAAGUCCGGCAGGGCAAAGCCCCUCUUUGUUUUGCAUCAGUUAGUAUCUUAAACUUAAUUCUGGGCUUUUGCCCUGCCAGACAAACUUCGAAAUGUCUCUCUGCCACUUCUGAAAGCACUCCAUUUUGUCCAAAACCUGAAGUGUUUGAAAUAAAAACAACAUUCUUGGCAAUACAUUCAUCUUAAUCGCAGCAAUUCGGCCUAACAAAGAAAGUUUCAAUUUUGACCAACUGUCUAAGUCUCUCUUAAUUUCUGUCCAACAUUUUUCAUAAUUAUCCUUAAAUAGACUUAGAUUUUUGCUGUUAUGUUUACCCCUAGGUAUUUUACUUUUUAACCACAUUAAGUUCCGUCUCAUUCUGAAACCGUUCUGACUCUGUCUCAGUCAAAUUUUUUCCCAAAACCUUGGUUUUCUGUUUAUUUAAUUUAAAUCCCGCCACCCGACCAAAGUCAUUAAUCAAUUGUAAUACUCUUUUCGUACUAGGCUCUGGCUUCUGCAAGGUCAAAACCAGGUCAUCUGCAAAAGCUUUUAGUUUAUAUUGUUUCUGGCCAACCUGAAUUCCUUCCACCAACUGGUCCCCUCUAAUCAUGUUCAAUAGCACUUCCAGAACCGAAAUAAAUAACAAAGGGGGAUAGGGCAGCCUUGUCGUGUCCCUUUUUCAAUUUUGAACUCUUCUGUAACCACAUUAUUAACUAUCAGUUUAGCUUUCUGUUCUGAAUAUAUCGCCUCAAUCCCAUUCUCAAAACCCCGUCCCACUCCCAUCUCUUUUAAAUUUCCCAUCAUAAAUUUCCAAGAAAUAUUAUCAAAGGCCUUCUCCGCAUCUAUAAAAAUUAAAACUGCUUUUGUAUUUAUGUCAGUUUGGAGAAGUUCCAAGAUGUCAAUAAUGUUCCUUGUGUUAGCAAACAGAUGUCUACCUGGGAGAAAACCGGCCUGGUCCUUAUGAAUUACUUCAUUUAAAACUUUUUAAAUCUACUUGCCAAAAUAUCUGCAAAUAUUUUGUAAUCCACAUUUAAAAGGGAGAUGGGACGGUAGUUCUUCAGUUGUGUCUUUUCAGCUUCUGACUUUGGUAUCAAUGUGAUAAAGGCUUCCUUCCACGAAUCCGGUGCCCUCUUCCCCUCCAUAAUUUCAUUGCUAACCUCCAUCAAGGGUUGUAUCAAAUAGUCUUUUAGUGUCUUAUAAUACUUGGAGGUCAGCCCGUCUGGCCCUGGAGAUUUGCCAAGUUGCAUGUUCUGAAUAGCUUGUUCAAUCUCCUGUCGUGUUAUUUUAGAGUUCAGGGUUGUCCUAUUUUCUUGUGACAGUUUAGAUAAUCCAUUUUUGCCAAAAAUUGUUUAAUCUCGACUUCGUCUUGCGGCCCUUGAGUAUAUAGUUUUUUAAAAUAUCUCUGGAAACACUUUCUAAUGUCCACUGGAUUCUGAAUGUUUCUUCCAUCAACCUCUAAAUUUGUAACCGUAUUUAAUCUUUGUCUUCUCUUCAACUGCCAAGAUAGCAGUUUUCCACAUUUAUUCGCCGACUCAAACGUUUUUGUUUCAUUAAUUUAAUCUUCCAUUCAAUUUCCUGAUUUAUCAAUUUAGAAUAUUGUGUUUGAUACAGUUUAAUUUCUCUCAGAGUUGGCUGUGACUUUGGAUUUACUCUUAAUUUCUUCUCUAAUUCUUUUAUUUUAUCCAAGAUCUUGUCUUUUUUCUCAUUUUGUGUUUUUUCCUUACUACAUUCUGUUGUAUCAAGAAUCCCCUCAUGACAGCUUUGCUUGCGUCCCAGACAAUUCUUUUUCCACCGAAUUAUUCAUGUUUAUCUCGAAAUAGUCUUUCAAAACUUUUUGGGCCUUCUUGGUAGUUUCCUGAUCUCUAAACAAAUUGUCAUUCAUCUUCCAUCUAAAGGAUCCAGUUGGUAGUAGUGUCAUAUCCAUCUUUACUGCGUUGUGGUCAGAGCAGGUCUUUGGGCAGAUUUCCACUUUUCUAACCCUAGGUGCCAGGCCCCUAGAAAUCCAUAUUUGGUCGAUUCUUGUCCAGGUCAGUUGGGCUUCAGAAAAGAAUGUUCCUUCUCUACCUAGUGGGUUCUUUGUUCUCCAAAUGUCAAUCAAGUCCAUAUUGUCAGUCAUUUCAAAAAAAGGUUUUAGGUAGUCUGCCAUCUUUUGUGACAUUUUGACUUUGCGACUUGUCCAUGUUAGUUGAUACGACCCCGUUCAUAUCUCCCAUCAUUAUGAUGUUGUUGUAAUCCAGAUGAUCCAGCAUUGUCCCCUGCAACUUCUUGUAAAAUUCCGAUUUCCCUUCAUUGGGUGCAUAGAUUCCUAAUAUCAGCAGUUUCUCUCCUUGAUAUUGUAUCUCAAUAGCCAAAAUCCUUCCAUGUUCAUCUUUAAAUAGAAAUUUAGGUGACAGGCUCUCUUUUGCAUAUAUCACCACUCCUCUCUUCUUCACUUUGUCCGACGAAAUGAAUUCCUGGCCCAAUCUUUUAUUUAUUAGCACUUUUCUGUGGAGCCUCGUCACAUGUGUUUCUUGUAAACAGAUAAUGUCCAAUUGUUCUUUUUUUAAUAUAUGAAAUAUUUUCUUCCUUUUCUCCGGAAUGUUACAACCAUUAAUAUUCCAGCUCAACAGUUGCAGAGACAUCCUGGAUCUAUCUGGUUAUUUCUCCCGGGGUGGUGUCUUCUCUGAGUCUUCAGGUUCCCCAGGUGCAGGUAUUAAUGCUGGCUUUGCCCCAGGCCCAGAAGGUAGUUCAAUUCCUUUUUGUAGGUCCUCUCCGUAUGUAGCCAAAAAUUUAUCUCUCUCUUCCAAUGUUCUAAUUUUGACCUUUCUCGCUCUAAAGGUAAAAGAUAAUCCUUGGGGAAAUUCCCACCUGAAUGGAAUUGCGUUGCUCCUUAAUAAUUUAGCAAGUUCAGAGUAGGCGGCUCUGAGAUCCAACAGUUGUCUUGGAAUAUCUUUAUAUAUCUCAAUUCUUCUAUCCAAAACCUCCAGUGACUUUUCGUAAUGUAGACCCAAAAUCUUAUCCCUUUCCUCCUUCGAUCUCAAUGUAAUCAAACAAUCCCUGGGCCUCUCCUUCUUUAUAAAUCUUCCAAGUCUGAAAGCUGACACAAUUUUAAAGUCCUUUUCUUCCAAAUUCCAGAACUUGGAAAGUUCUUUGGUCAAAAACUCAGUUAGAUUUCCUUCUUCUGCCUCUUGUAAUGAUCUAAUCCUCAAAUUAUUCUCACGAUUUCGCAGUUCUAUCAUAGAAAGAUAAGUCUGAUGUUCCCCAACUUGUUUAGUGAGUGGUCUUACCUCUUGCUCUAAAUUUUCCAAUUUUUGUCUGGUAUCCUCAGCCAAUUUUCGAUUUUCUACUGAGGCCUCCGUUAACUGUCCAAUUGCUUGUGUAUUCUGUCCCACCUGUGUAGUUAAUUUGUUUAGACAAUCUGUAUUUUUAUCAAUCUUUGCUGAUUGCGCAUCUACUUUCUUGUCCAAAGCUUCCAAUUUUUCAAAAAAUUUUUCUAGAACAGAAACAGAUGCUCCUGAGGCCAUAUCUUCCAAUUGUAACUGCUCUGCUUCACCCUCUCCCUCUUUUGCCUGUGGCAAAGCAGCUUCUUCCAGUUGUACUUCUGAGGGCAAAGUAGGCACAGAUGAUCUACGUGUCUGCGAGGCUGAGGUUAGAGUUGUUAAGGUUGUUUGUCUAACUCUUCCUCUUCUUCUUGUACCACUCAUUCCAAUGUUAUCUAUCAGUCAAGGUCACACUGAGUUUUUCCCACAGGAAUAGAAAGGCCCAGAGCAAGCAAACAACAAGGGAAUCGAAAGUAAAUGUAUUUGUAAAGUCACUGUUUUAAUCCAAUCCUCUAGAGGGAGCUUAAGAUGUCUUUCAGAGUCUAAUUUAAUGUCCCAGAACCUUCCAAUAUAAGUAUUAAGCAGAGUUUAAAAGUAAUCACUUUGUUGCAGACAGUGCUUAUUUGUCUCCAAAAAGAAUGUUUCAAAUUUAAAAGGUCUCAAUACCCUCAGAUUGUUGCAAGUUCUAAUAUACAGUAUCCAACACAACACUGACAGCUCACUCUUACAGUGCUCAAGCAGUCCUGACUCUGGGUUUCACCUUCCAAUUUGUAAUCCAAUAAAAGGGGGGAAAGUCAAAUACAAAUAAAAAGUUCAAAUCUUUAGCUUACUGGUUUUACUUUAAAUUGUAAGUUCCAUAGAUGCUUGGCUGUGCAGAAUUUAAAAUCUCUUUCUUUCAGCCUCCACUCCUCCGCCUUAGGUUGCUUUUUUUCAAGUUCAAUGGCUGCGGAAGACGGACUUCCUGUUUCCACGUCUCUCCGCUUUCAGCCAAGUUCAAGCCAAAUUAAACCUUCUCAUUUAAAAUUUGUAAUUCCAAGUGAUUCAGUCUUUACUCACGAGUAAGUUGUUUUUCUUCCAAGUCCGAAUUUUAACAGGAAAAAGGAUCAGCGCUCACCGGCAGCAGCAGCGCGGCUUCACUCCGCUGACUGUGAAACGGCUCUCAGCACCGCAACCCCCCUCCACGCUCCGGAGCCCCUUACGAGGCUCCUUCUGCAGUUGGAGGGCUGCUCGUGGCGCCCGCCGAGCCUCAGGACCCCAGGCUCUUGCUGCCUGGGGUUUUCCUCGUUGGGUCUCCGCUUCGCCGUAGCGGACGACCCGAUUUCAGCGGAGCCUCCUCUCCCGUCGGGAGAAGACCGCCAUUGCCGUUCGCGCCGCCCCUCGGAAGUCUGCUAACCCACAAAUAGUGCUUCAGGUUAAGAACUUUGCUUCAGGAUGAGAACAGAAAUCGUGCUCCGGCAGCGCGGCGGCAGCAGGAGGCCCCAUUAACUAAAGUGGUGCUUCAGGCUAAGAACAGUUUCAGGUUAAGAACGGACCUCCAGAACGAAUUAAGUACUUAACCCGAGGUACCACUGUACUUCAUAGACUUCAAAAUGUGGUAACCCAGCCCUGUUCAUGCUGGGUUCUGCUUAGUGGUACCCCAGAUGGACACCUCAAACCCCUGCUCUGGAAUUACCACUUCCCUCAUGCUUCGUGGCAAAUUGUUUUCGAAACUAGAACAAAGAAAAUCUCAAAAGCAGUGAAAUAUACUCAGAGUCACAAAGUGAUUUCAUGCUCUUUAUUCAUGCUCAUAGUGGUGAGGAGGAAUGAAUGAAUGUCCCCUCAAAGUAUCUGCUUUAUAUACAUUAUUUACACAAUGGGCUGCACAUGAUUGGUUAAUUCUGGAAUUCUACUGUAAGCCAAUCAGGUUGUGGAUUCACUUAUAUCUGGAGCAUGAUUGGGUGGUUCCUGCCAACCAAUCAUACUGCUGCAUUGUUCUUGGACCAAUCAGACUGCUGCAUUCUGAAUCCUAUUGUUCUAGGACCAAUCAGACUGCUGCAAUUUGGAUCCUAUUGUUCUAGGACCAAUCAGACUGCUGCAGUUUGGAUCCUAUUCAACUCAGUACAUAACAAGCAGCUUUGAUUGAACAGCAGACUCCCUUACCCUGAGUGGGUGUGAAUUAAAGAUUCUAUUGGGCAUGCCGAAAAACCUUGGCCAUGCCUAAAAGAGCUCUUUGGGUUUUAGCCUGUAGUAAUUAGCCUGAACCCCAGUCUAUAAUGAGUAGCCAUCAGGAUUGCUCUGCCUAUCUUUUAGGCUUCAUUUAUCAUAGCACUCUGCAAGGCCAAAUUACUCACUUGAAAGGCAGAAAUGACCGUUUCUUCACUAAUGGGUAUCUCUGGGUCACCAUUAUAGCUAAAAUCGUCUAAAUAAUGCUCAUCCAUGCAACUUUUAUGAAUGUGCACGCCCUAAUUCUGUGACCACCUUUCUUCUGAAUAGAAGUUAGAGGACAGGACAUCUCAAUGGACAGAAAAUCUGGGUUCAAGGCACAGCUCACCAUGGCAUAAAUGGGCAUGAAUGUAUAGCAGGGCUCUGGGUAAAUGAAGAUGGCUGAGUUUUCGGUGGCACUGCACUUUGCAAUAUACCCAGCAGCUGCCCUCUAAGCAAAGGGUUUUUUAAAAAGGGGGAAAGGGGCAGCUGAUCAGGUUCCCAGCACAGAAAAGCUGAAGUUUGGGCCUUCUGGGUACCAUUGUUAAUAGCAUCCCUGCCUGGAACUUGUCUGACUUAGGUGGGCAUGAGGAUGCUGUGACUCUCAAGAUGUUGCUGGAGUGAAACUCUCAUCAUCUCCACCCAUUGGCCAUGCUGACAGUGGAUGAUGGGAGUUGAAAGCCCACAAUAUCUAGAGUGCCACAGCUUCCCAAUCUUUGCUGUGAGUUUUGGCUCUCUGCUUCUCUGUCUGGUCCAGUUUACCUGGCUUUGAAUGUAGUGGCCUUGCUUAGGAGAUCUCGCUGAGACCACCAUUUAGUUGGGAGUAAGGUCUACUGUUUUUCCUAUUAUUUUGGUCCUAGAAUUAUAUCCCUACUGUUGAUAUGCAUUAUCUGCAGGUUGCUUAAUCGUAGCAUACAUUUAUUAUUAUGACAUCAUUUGAUUAACCUAUCCAUUCUUGUACAACUAUUCAUUUAUUUAAAAAUAUCUCAGUACGUCUUGCAAUUGUUAGUGAAUUAUCUUGAAACUUAAUUUUAUUGGAUCUUUUUAUUGGAUUUGUAUGGCGCUUUCAGCAUACUUAACCACGAGGAAAUGGCUGGUGGCGAUGAUGAUUUUUUAACAAAACAAAAUCCAGAAACAUGUGUAGAAACCCCAAGUUCCUUAUUUCAAUAGCCACUUCACACAACCAAUCUAUCAUGUGGCAGUGACAGUUAUCUGCCUUAAAAAUAUAGUUGUAAACCUUUUUAUAGGGCUAGAGUUAAAUUGAUAUGCUUUCAGCUUGUCCCAUUGACCAAUAUUUCAUAUGUAUGAUACCAAAUCUCUUUUUAUGAUAGUGGAUCUUUGGUCAUUUUCUUUUGUUAUCUGGAAUGGCUACUAAACAUGAGCUCUCAGAGUUCACAUUGAAAUUAAUUGUUACCGGAAAAGAAGAAAUCUGUUCCAUGGGAGCCUGACCAAAGUUGCGGCAUUUAUUCCUGAAGGUGAUAAGAAUGAAUAAAGACCUUCUUCACUGAGACUGCAUGCAAAACAGAUUCUUUUCCCUUCAUUAAUGUCCUAUUUCAAACUAUACAUUAAGAGCUGAAACACACUUAUCAGCAGCUGCAUUUGAUUUAUCUUACUGAGUUCUAUCGCAGGCGAUCAAAAUUUUGAAUAAUUCUCCAUUCUAACCUUUGCUCAUACAAAAUUAACACAUUACGGAAUUACCUAAUUCUAGCCUCAGCUUUUCAGUGACAUGUAAGUUUUGUGUGUGGAUAAAGAGGUGUUUUUUUAAAACGUCAGAAAAUAUUCAUAGAGUCAGUCCUCACUUGUAGCCUGAAGUGGUAUAGAUAUGUUACAUGGAGUAGCUGAACAUGGAGCUUGUCGGAAGAGAAACAUAUUUUCAGCAAAAGCGUGGGUUGCACCUUUUGCUGUAGCACUGUAGUAUCCGUGCCCAUUUUUAAAAAGGCAGGCCAUUGCUGUGGACCAGGCAUAGGCAACCUCAGCCCUCCAGAUGUUUUUGGACUACAACUCCCAUGAUCCUUAGCUAACAAGACCAGUGGUCAGGGAUGAUGGGAAUUGUAGUCCCAAAACAUCUGGAGGGCCGAGGUUGCCUAUGCCUGGUGUGGACUGCUGAAGCAAAAAUGGAAGCAAUUCCAUUCCCAAACUUUAGUUGGGGGUAGAGUUUGCUUGACACCAAUAAAGGAGCUCUCUCGCUCCUUCGUAAUCUUUCCAGCAUCCCACCAAUGUUGGCUUUGCCAGCUGCCGCUGGGAGCUGGGUAGGAUUUUGGGGGGUACAUCCUGACUGGCUUUCUGAUGCACUUUUUUCACCGAUUUCACACCACUUUGAUGUUUAUUAGCAUAGUAAGCACCCUGAGAUAUGGAGAGCACUCACUAACAACCAUCUAUUGUCAACUAGCUCAGGGGCUGCUUGGUUUGGUGUUUCCAGGGUCUGGCAGGUGCCACCUGGCAAACACUGAACAGCAGGAGUGGAUGGCACUGGUCAGGUCCUGCACAAACUCAGAGCUUCCCUUUAUGGGUGUUAAGGAAAAUGUUUUAAUUGACACUGAAAUGAGAAUGCCUAAGUGUGUGUGGAUGACAAGGUUUAAUUUUCCAUGGGGCUGUAUUAAAGCCAAGGGGAGCACUCUGAGCUUGAGCUGAGUUGAUAAUUAAUUAACUAACUGAUUGUUGUUCUCUGAUAGCUAACAUGUGAGUGUUGUAACCUUAGAUUAUGUGAUGAAGGUAUUGGGUUGCAUAUCUCCAUUUUGAAGGGAGUUGCCUUUGAGUCCUUUGUCUCACAAAUUCCAUGGAGCGAGGAUAUAAAUGAAGCCCUCCUGAAGAGAGAGUAAACAGCCUAAGGCCAGUGGAGGCUGGACAGCAGGCUGUGGAGAGAGAGAGAGAGAUUUGCUUCUAGGUCUUUCUGGAUUAUUUCAUUUUUUCUAAGAUGCUGAGCCUGUUCUGGAUAGCACAAGAUAUUGUAUGGAUAUUUUUGGAUGUAUCCUUGAUGCUUAUGUUCUGUUUUUAAAAGAGUUCUGCCAGUAAAAGUUUGAAUAGUAUGUUUUUUAUGGGCCUAGACAAUGCUUCAUUUCCAAAAGGAGUCAGUUUCUACGCUUCCAGUCACUUCAAACUGCGCAAUAUUAAUAUCUGCAAAAAAAUGGGAAGAUUUUUUUUUCUUGCCAUCAAGCCAGCUUGGGAAAGGGAGUUUCUCUGUUGUGGUUUGGCCCUUAACAGCAAGCAGAAGGUUUUCUACAAGUUAUUCCUGCUCACAUUUGUAAUUUUAGUGCAAGUUCUUCAUUUGUUGGCAUCUGUCUGUCUCAGGAACUCCAUGUAAGCUUGGGCAAAAUGACUGAUGAGACUCUGUAGAGCUCCCUCUGAGUAAUCUGUCAUGGCUGUGCCAUCUGCAAACAUCAUCUCUUGGCUAAGGAUCCACCAAACUUUGGCUUGGCCUGGAAACAUCCCAGGUCGGACAGGCCCUCAGGAACUUCAGCUGUGUUUGGUUCUUGAUGUCAUGGACCCAUGCAUCCUAUGUUUCCAGUGACCUAUGUAAUUAUACCGCAAGUGGCCUUAUAUAUUGCAAAUAUACGUAGAAUAUAUUAGUAUUUCCUUGAAAACAUUUCUUAAGGAGUCCAAUAUUAUGCACUCAUAUUUGCAUGAGUAAAUGACCCCCCAUUUAUUUUUCUUUUCAGCUGCUGGUAGAAUAUUUAUUGCUUUUAAAUGUUCUUGCAAAAAUUAUCUUCAAAGAGGCAAGCUUAGUUUGUGCAAAUUAAUGACCCUGAGUAGAAUUCAGUUCGAAGCAAUAAUUCUUGUAGAAACAAAAAUUUUGCACUUCAGCAAGUCUUUUGUUAUCUGUACCAACAUGUGAAAUAAUUUACACCCCAUAUUGACGACCCAGUGAGGCAUUUUAUGUAUCAUUGCAAUCAUGUUGUUAUUUGAGGAUGCUGUUAAGACUGAAACAAACAUCUAACCCACAACAUUCUAGAAGAUAUAAGUUAAGUCCUAGUAGUAUAUUUUUCCUAAAGCAUGCUUUAUAAGCAUUAAAAUAUUCAUUAGGCAUAGGUCUGCAACUGAUCUCCCCAGGGCUCUGCGACCCGAUAACAUUACCAGCAUCUCCUUGACCACAACUCCCCUGUAGCUGCUGAGGUCCUCUCACAAACUCCGCAAAAACAAAUUAGAGAUGAGCUUGCAAUAUCUCCAAAUCUGGGAGAGUUGUGUACAGCUAUUAACCAAAUGAAAAACAAUAAAGCCAGCGGACCUGAUGGGAUACCUGCAGAAGUCUUCAAAGUGGGCAGAAUUGAACUUACACAACUUCACAAGCUCAUUGGGAAAACCUGGGAGAGAGAGGAGAUCCCAGCAGACUUUAGGGAUGCCAAAUCAUCGAUCUUUUUUAAAAAAAGGUGAUAGAAUGGACUGUGGAAAUCAUCAUGGCAUCUCUUCAAUAGCCACAGCCCGGCAAAAUUCUUGCAAGGAUCUUAGCAAACCAUCUCCUAACUAUAUCCAAGGAUACACUUCAUGGAUCCCAAAAUGGUUUUCAACCUUCUAGGGGACAGUGGAUAUGAUUUUCAUUGCUCAACAGCUUCAAGAAAAAUGCAGAGAGCAAAACCAGACCCUGUAUAUGGCAUUUAUUGACCUGAUUAAGGCCUUCGACACUUCAUUGCUCCUUUCGAGCUGCAUAAAACUUCUCUGUAUUCUCAGAAUUGGCCUCCACAGUCACUUAUGGACUCAUUGUUAAAAUCGUGUUUAUGGAAGACAAUCUUACUCGGCCACCUCUUGAUUUCCCUCCUGAAUCUGUACAGUGGUACCUCGGGUUAAGUACUUAAUUCGUUCCGAGGUCUGUUCUUAACCUGAAACUGUUCUUAACCUGAAGCACCACUUUAGCUAAUGGGGCCUCCUGCUGCCACCGCGCCGCCGGAGCCCGAUUUCUGUUCUUAUCCUGAAGCAAAAUUCUUAACCUGAAGCACUAUUUCUGGGUUAGCGGAGUCUGUAACCUGAAGCGUAUGUAACCUGAAGCGUAUGUAACCCGAGGUACCACUGUACAAUCAUAUUCCAAUGAGGUGACUCCAUUAAAAUCAUCUAAUAAGAUUACCUUCUUUCUAUUACUUUCUUUCACACACUUUUAAACCAAUUUUAUGCUUCUUUUUCUGUUACACAUUGUUAUCCAUCUUAUUUGGUAUUUCAGUAUUUAUAACGGAACUUGUUUAUUCUAAUAGGAGUUCUGAUUUUUCAAUAUAAUUUUGCAAGUAUCCUUUAAACGCCUUCCAGUCCUUGUCUAUCUUCUCUUUUGAUAUCCUUCCAAUUUCUCCCAUUGUUUUGAAUAUAUUGUAAUACUUCAAUAAUUUGGCAAGCCACUCUGUUUUUGUCGGUAUAAUACCACUUUCCCAAUUUUUCGCAAUCAAUAGCCUUGCGGCUACUGUUGCGUAUAAAUAUAAUGUCUUGUCUUCUUCCUUUAGACUUCCUGGUAUUAUUCCCAAUAGAAAACCUUCUGAUGUUUUCCUAAAUGAAUAUCUGAACAUUUUUUUCAUUUCAUUGUAUAUUGUUUCCCCCAAAAAAAUUAUGUUUAAACAAUUCCACCAUAUAUGCAUCGUAGUACCUUUUUCAGUGUUGCAUCGCCAGCAGACAUCGCUACAAUUUUUAUUCAUUUUUGCUAUUCUUUCAGGUGUUAAAUACCAUCUAUGUUGUAUUUUAAGGUAAUUUUCUUUCAAUAUAUAACACAUAGUGAAUUUCAUAUCUUCUUUCCACAAUUUUUCCCAUUGUUCGAGCAUAUUUUUCCCAAUAUUUUGCGCCCAUUUAAUCAUGGAUGCUUUAACCAGUUCAUCCUUUGUUUCCCAUCCUUUGUUUCCCAUCCUUUAGAUAUAUAUUUUUAUUUUUCUUGUAUUAAGUAUUUAUCGAAUUUUGAUAUUUCUUUUUCAAAUCCUAUCUUUUUGUCUUUCGCUAAUCUAUAUUGGAACAAAUCACUAAUAUAUUGGAACAAAUCACUAAUAUAUUGGAACAAAUCACUAAUAUGAGCUUUAAUUUCUGUAUAAUCCUUUAAUUCCAAUUCUGCAUUUUCUUCCUUUAAUACAGUUUUAUAAGUAGCCCAAUUUUCUUUCAUAUUUAAUUUUUUCCCUGUGACACUAAGGAGUUUUCGGUUCUAGGAGUCUUUUAUAUUUCUCCCAUAUUUUAUAUAUAGACUUUCUGACUAUAUGCCCUAGGAACCCUUUAUGUACUUUGACUUUCUAAUCUAUUAGAUAGGCAUGCCAUCCAAAUCUCGGGUCUACUUCCUCUAAAUCCAACACAUCUGAAUCGUCCAAUUUAAUCCAUUCUUUUAGCCAGGUCAGACCCACCGCAUCAUGGUAUAACUCCAUGUCAGGGAGGCCAAAGCCUCCUCUUUCCUUCUUAUCUAUCAUUAUUUUAUGGUUUAUUCUUGGUUUUUUCCCUGACCACAUGAAUUUGGCCAAAUCUCUUUUCCUAUUAUUAAAACAUUUCUCUCCUCCUAGUAUUGGGAUACUUUGAAAUAAAAACAUCAUCCUUGGAAAUAUGUUCAACUUUAUUACCAAUAUUUUACCUAAUAAGGAAAGAUUUAAUGGGAAAUAGAAAGAUAUUUGUAAUCCAACUGGAGUUCUUCUUUGUCUUCUGCCGCUUGUCGGCUUAAUCCAAGGUAUUAGAAGAAGUAAAAAGUACACGGUGAAAUAAAAAGUUUCCAACACUUUCCUCCAGGAGAAGAAGAAAGGGAGAGGAGGGGGGGUUAAAAGUCCCGAUCUGAAAGCCUCCUUCCCUUAAACUGUAAUUAAUCUGGUGGCAAAAUCCAACAGUAUAUCAGUAUAUCAAGUGAAAAGCUUUGGCCAGGUAUAUUAAACUUUCCAAAGUUACAAAGCAGUUUGUUAAUCCAAGCCUCAGUUUAGGGCUUUCCCAGUCCAAAAAUGGUGGAGUGUGACGAAUUUAAGUUUAAGCAGCUGGCAGGUCAGAAUUCAGCCAGAGAAGAAAAGUAGAUUCCUCUUACUUCACUCGCCACCUGUUGGUCCUUCAUAAAAUCUUAGCCUCGUCACUUUAAACAAAGUAACCGAGGUCUUUUUGGCAAUACUCAGCAGAUACAUUCUCUCCUCGCUCCUUCCUGCAACCUUCCGCCAUACGCCAUCUUCUCCCAUCUGCCGGGACGGACUCCCUUUUUACGCCCCUCAGUGCUCCAAAUCGUUGUAAACUCAAUUUUAGUAAGUCAGUCCGUAGACGUUUCCAAUUAUAAUUCCCAAUUCGUUUUUUAAUUCUUGGAAGCUCGCCGCUUUCAUUAGAAGCCUGAGACUGUGCCGCGCAGGGUUAUUGCUUCCUCCCCUUCAUGCCCGCAGCUCGAUCCCGUCUCCGGAUUUAUUGACAAAACCCAGGGAGCAGGAGAGCACGACCGGGCACCACCGGGUGCUACGUCCACCGAGAUAAUCCUCUUGGGGUUCUGAGGUCCGCAUAGCCUUCACAGAGCUUCUAAAACCCCCGCGUUGCUCGAGAUUCCCCAGAGAGUUAUCUUGCGCUUCUUUCUAAUGGCCGCGGCUCUGCCGGAAGUCCACCUUAAGCCCAUUCGAUGUCCUCAAUAAGCAGGUCUUCUGGAAGAGAAUGAAAAAGAGAGGCUGAAUUAACAGCCUCUCUCAAGAAAGUCCUCUAAACUAUACCCAAACCCAAGGGUUCAACCACCUCAGCUUUUGUAGCUGGAGUCAGUCAGGGCCCUACCUACUGAGGCAAAGUGAAAAAGGCCUGCAAGGCACAGCAAAUACAGCAAGAAGGCCUAAGUGAAAAGUCCCCAAGGUGUGCAGAUUCAAUUACCUUCUUUGGGUUCUGGCAGCUGAUGUUUGGCUGUUGCUUUCUGCAGAGGAAAGAGAAAGCUGGAUGAGACGCCUUUUGUGACACUACAAAACCCACCAUUGACGGGUGCAAGAGAGCCCACAAGCAGGCCCAAGCCAGGAAAGACUGGCCUCCCUCAGGCUUGGGCCCCAUCCCUUGCCCCCGAGGACCUCCAUGGGCCCUGCAGCCUCCUGGGCAGAGGUGGAAGGGCAGCACCAGGGAAGAGGGCAGGACACGCCUCUGGCAUCAUCCUGACACCCCAGGGACACACGCCACAUUAGUUGCAUUAGUUGCUUUGGGAGCCUCUUGGAGGGUGGGGGUGGAAGGAUUCAGAGACUGCAGAAUUGGGGGCAAAGACCACAGUCAGCGGGCAGAGGGUUUGGGGGAUCCAGUCCCUCCUCUUUUGUUUCCCCUACUACUAACCUCAAACUCUGGGAAGGUCUUGAAGAGCUUUGUCACAACUGCAACAAGAGAAGGACAUGGGGACAGGUUAGUUUGUCCCUUUGCAGCUUCCAAGAUUAUUCCAAGAAUCUUCUCCUUGAUUCCCCUGCUUCUACACUCCUCCUACAGGGGUGGCAAACCCCAGGCCUUGGGGGCCAGUCUUGGCCUGCAGCCCCCCAAAUGUGGCUCACAAGAGAAUGUGGCCCUCUAGCUGACCACUGUCCCCCUGCCCUGUCCUACCAGCUGCCUCAGCCUCCAGCUUCCACUAGAAAUGCUUCCUCUCCUCUCUCAGUCAAUAGCAUCUUCAUCAACCCCACAAAAGUGGCUGGCCACUGGGGUGGGUUUCCAGAUGCUGGACCAGAUGAACCUUGGGUUGGAUCCAGCAGUCUGGCUCUUUUGGUGUUUUCUUACUAGCUUCCCCUCCCCCACAAAUCCUAUACCCUGAGCUGCCACCCUAGCCUAUUCCUGCCCUUCCAAAAAUGGCGCGGGGGGAACUUCCUCACCUGGAGGCAUAAGCUUCUUCUGCAGCGGGGCCACCUUUCUGGUCUUCCUGAGGCGUCUUUUUGUUCUUUCUGGCCCGUGGGCAGAUCGCCCCUCCUCUUGGUGCCCAUCUUCUUUGAUGUUCUGGCUUCCUCCGCCACUGGCCACAGGGUUUACAUUGUCCGGCAGCGGGGCCACCUCAUUGUUCUUUUCUGGUUGAAUGAAAUUUUUUAGUCUCUUGAACCUAGAAGAGAUGAUGCAGAACAGAAAUAGGUUUAGCCUAAUAGAGAAUUGCCAGCACAUCCCUCCCAAUUCCUUCCCUCCUUCUGCAGCUGAAUGAACUGUAGGACUUCAUAACAGCUGCAAAGAGACAGCCAAGAGCAUUCAGGGCUUGGAGAGAAAGGAGGUACCAGCUCCUGCCAUUCCAGGACCGAGAGAGCCUGGCUACCAUAGUUCAGGCCCUGAUUGCUUCAAGACUGGAUUACUGCCAUGCACUGUACGUGGGGCUUCCCUUGUGCUUCACCUGGAAGGUGCAGUUAGUGCAAGAUGCUGCAGCGUGAGUGCUGACAGGAGCAAGGCCUUGUCAACAUACAGCACCUACAUUGUUUUACCUUGUAAACCGCAUAUCUAUAUAUAUAUAUAUAUAUAUAUAUAUAUAUAUAUAUAUUGUAUAUAAAUUUUAUGAAGCAAAGAAACAAAAUAAAUAAAUGGAGAGACGGGAGAGGUUUUUGCCCCAUCGAUGGGCACUUCUUCACAUAACACUUAAUUGGUUUGUGAAAUUGGCAGCCAAAAGAUGUGCAAAGGACAACUGCCUUGCAAGGUUGGAAAGAGGAGAUCACACCUCUUCAUUGAGGAAGAGGGGAGUAUUUAUGGUUAUGAUCUGAAAUAGUUACAGUAUGUAGAACUUCUGGGUUUGGAGGCAAUCUACCACUGAAGCCACCUGUUAGGGGACAAUCCUUGUGGGCUUCCUGGAGACAUCUGGUUGGCCACUGGACCAAACAGGCCUUUGCUCUCCUUUUCCUGCUAUGCUAUAUCCCAUGAGGGAUUGCAACACUCCACCCCAAAGGAAAGAGAAGUAUUGCCAGCAUUUAAAGGGUGCCUCUGCCUAGUCUUUGAAGGACAGCCCUGCCCAGAGAGGGAGGAGACCGCUAGGUGGGACCUCCAAGCAUCAAGGGGUUCAAGAAGACGAGCAGAACAACACUGGGCGGCCGAGAGAGGAAGGUGGUGGAGUCUUGUUUACAGACAGAGACCCACAGAAAGGGCUUGACAGUUGGAGAAAUGGAAGAUGGAGGUGGGGAGACAUGUAGUAGUUAGAGUGCUGGACUAGGGGAACCUGGAAGACCAGGGUUCAAAUCUUCAUGAAGCUCACUGAUUGACCUUCGGCCAGUCUUUUUUCCCUCAGCCUAGCCUACUUUGCAGGGUUGAUGUGAGGAUAAAAACUGGUGGCGGGGAGAACCAUGUAUGCUAUCUUGAGCUCCUGGGAGGAUAGCUGGCCUAUGAAUGUAAACAGUGAAUGUAGUUGAUGAGAUGGGAGAGGAAAUAGGAAGGCAGGGAAAGAGUGUGGAGGAGCUGAGCUCUUUGGGAGGGGAGUGACUGGUCGAGACAAUUUCAGGGGGCUGAGAAUGUGCAGGGGAUUCCAGGAUCCCACCCCAGGAGACAUAGAGAAGGGGAAGAAAUCCUACUUACAGUCUGAAGUUGAACAUGGUGUCCAGAAAAAGUCCCUCCUUCUUGUCUAUACUACCUACGCCUAAACGUACCUCUCCAACCACCUUUCCUUCUACCCACCACAUACACACACCUCUCUAUCCUGGUCUCCUCACUAACCCACAAUGGACACCUGUAGUUGGUGACUUUUAAAGGAGAAGCAAGAGAUGUCACAAAGGAGGGCAAGUCAUUGUUACCGUGGCAACCCUGGGCCAAACUUGCCUCUCCUGAUGUUUCUUCAGAACUUUGAAGCACCUGCUGUUCCGUCUGCAGGUUUGCUGAAUCUUCUCUUUUGGAGUUCAUGUUUUUAUAUCGGAUCAUUCUUCAUUCAGCCCCAUUUCCAAAGGGAGACAAUCCCAAUGUCCCUUGAAAUGCAGUAGAAGACUCCCAAGCCUAGGGGUGUCCAUAGCACAGGAGUAGACCAUCUGCUUUGCAUUAUCCCCAUCCUCACAGAUAAUCCUGGAUGACAUCUCCAGGUGGGGCAGAGAAUGUUCCCUGUCUGAAAAAAAUUGCAGGAUUUGCAACUGAAAAAACCUUUGGAAUACUCUUUUUGAGAAGUGUGUGAACUACACCCACUUGUCUUACUAAAGGAGAUUUACUAAAAGCAGCUCAAGGCUAAUUUUCAAUUAAGUGUGCCUAGCCUCACAGACUUUUUGCCUCACAGCUUUCUUGCAGUGACAGUGGCAGAAACUGCUAUAACCCUUCAUCCUAGUAUAUGAACAUUUAUCAAGCUAGCCCUCAUAAAAAAUAUAAUGGCAGGGGCGAGAAUGCUUAAAUCACCAAGCUAAUUUGUUUAUCAAGUGAGGAACUUGGAAGAAAAAGUGACACUGCGGAGAGAACUCAAGAUUUUGCAAGGAAAUAGGCCAGAAAAAUAAAAGCUUUGAGGUGAAUUGGCCUAUUUUUAAGAUGUUUGCAGGCAAAUUGGUCACAGUUAGAAGAGACUAAAAAAAGAAAAUGAAAACCAUUAACAGGAUACCACUAUUAUUCAUUACUUGGUAUUUAUUAUAUAUUAUUUUCUGUAAGGAUGGGGGAUUCCAUCCAGUUCACAUUUAAACUUAACUAAACACUUCCCAAAACAAUAUGUAAAGCAAAGCACAUCUAUCCUCUUCCAAAAUCCACACUUCUCCGAAUUUUGCAAUUCUGCUCUCCAGCCAGGAGUGUAAAAAUGCCUAAGGGCUGAAUAUAAAUCAUAUAGCAUUGAAAAUAGCAUACAAAAUGCAUCGUCCUCUCCCCAUUCCUCACUAAAUUAAAUUAAAUUCCUAUCUGAAUUAUUACCCAACCUCUUGCACCUUGUCUAUUUGACCUUUAUAUUGCUGCUUUCAGUAUAUCUCACUUUUUUUAAAAAAAAAAACAACCUCUCAAACAAACUAAAAAUACAAAAUCUUAUCCAUUAAUAUUCCCAGCCAAAUGUUUCUUUCCCAUUUUCUUGGGAAAUUCUUUUAUCUUACCAGCUUUUUCGUCACUAAAAUCCAGGCUGGUUGAUACAAGCAUAUUAGCAAUGUUCCCCCUCAACACACAAACCUUUUUUAAACAUUUCAUUGAGAUUAAACUCUUCAGCUCUCUCAGUUUCAGAACCACAGAAUUCCUUGGCCAUUUAUACCCAGGAAUAUCCGUAAUAGUCUCAGUUCUUUGCAUACCUACCUAAUGUGUCUAAAGUCUUCAAAAUCUUGGCCCUAACUGUAGCAUAGUACAUUUAGUAGCUUAUACAUUUUUUGCAAUCCUAAAUACAAGACUUUCUACAAUUCUCUUGUGCUGCCAUCAAGAAAAUAUUUUCUAUGGGUUGGGUGAAAUGUUAAAAUAAAAACAGACCCUAUUGUGGACCAUGGUGUCCUUUCAGAUGUGUGUAACAUGCAGUUUUGGUAUUAAAAUAGAAACCUUUUUUUGUGACUCAAGAGAUUGUGCACAUAGAAUUGGAUGGAGGUAUAUGCACGGGUGGCGCUGUGGGUUAAACCACAGAGCCUAGGAUUUGCCGAUCAGAAGGUCGGCAGUUCGAAUCCCCGCGAUGGGGUGAGCUCCCAUUGCUCGGUCCCAGCUCUUGCCCACCUAGAAGUUCGAAAGCACGUCAAAGUGCAAGUAGAUAAAUAGGUACCACUCUGGCAGGAAGGUAAACGGUGUUUCCGUGCGCUUCUCUGGUUCGCCAGAAGUGGCUUAGUCAUGCUGGCCACAUGACCCGGAAGCUGUCUGCGGACAAAUGCCAGCUCCCUCGGCCUAUAGAGCGAGAUGAGCGCGCAACCCGAGUCGGUCACGACUGGACCUAAUGGUCAGGGGUCCCUUUACCUAUAUGCAUGGCAGGAGACCUGUGCUACAAAUUUAUUUUAAGCCUCCACCCCAAUGAUGCUUCCACCCAGGAUGGCUUAAAUGCAGGAAGUCCUGGGCCUCGGUCAUCUCCAAUGAAGAAGCAGGUGGUGGUGAAUGUUUCUGCCAGAGAUCCUGGAGGGCUGCUGCAGGUCAGAGUAAACAACACUGACUUAGAAGGACAAAUAAUAUGACACUGAAUAAGGCAGGUUCAUGUGAUAGUUUUUGUUGCCAUGCAUUUGCCUGAUCAAUAUCUGACAGGUCAAGUGUCCCACAUUAGAUGAAACCCCUGUCUACGCAUCUUGGUACAGUGGUACCUCAGUUCUCAAACUUGAUCCGUUCCGGAAGUCCGUUCCAAAACCAAAGUGUUCCAAAGCCAAGGUGUGCUUUCCCAUAGAAAGCAAUGCAAAAUGGAUUAAUCCGUCCAGGUUUUUAAAAACAACCCCUAUAACAGCAGUUUAACAUGAAUUUUACUACCUAAUGAGAGAGACCACUGAUCCAUAAAAUGAAGGCAAUAAUCAAUGUACUGCACUAUAAAAUAAAUAAGACAGUAUUGUAGAUGAUAAAAAUUAAAAUUAUUAUUAUUUUCUUACCUGCACUGAUGAUAGUCACUGUUUGGAUGGGGGGCUUUUAUCCAUUUCCACAGUCGCACAAUCAAUCAAUCCAUAGCUGAACUGGGUUCCACACGGUCACAAAAACAAAUGAACCAAAAAUGCCUCAAAAACAAAAACGUAAAAUAAACAGCAAAAACAAAAGCGCCAAACUUAAUCUGUUCCGGAAGUCCGUUUGACUUCUGAAAUGUUCGAAAACCAAGGCGCUGCUUCUGAUUGGUGCAGAAACAAUAGCCGACAGCCUAUUGGAAGACAUUCGGCUUCCAAAAAACAUUCGAAAACCAGGACACUUACUUCCGGGUUUUGGGGGUUUGGGAACCAAGGCGUUUGAGAACCACUGUACAUCCCUUCAGUGCCACAUCCACCCUCGUACGUCUAGAUUCAGAGCAGUUUGAUCAUUUCUUCUUCGAGGUGCUCUUUGAUAAUUUCCUAAACGUGUGGAAACUUGCCCAUAUUCUGAAUCAUUAUGCAUCUCCCAUUAUUAAGAUAUUUUGCACUCUGGUAUGCAUUAGGACACGGGUGGCGCUGUGGUCUAAACCACAGAGCCUAGGGCUUUCCGAUCAGAAGGUCGGUGGUUCGAAUCCCCAUGACAGGGUGAGUUCCUGUUGUUCAGUCCCAGCUCCUGCCCACCUAGCAGUUCGAAAGCACGCCAAAGUGCAGGUAGAUAAAUAGGUACCACUCCGGCGGGAAGGUAAACGGCGUUUCCGUGCACUGCUCUGGUUCUCCAGAAGCGGCUUAGUCAUGCUGGCCACAUGACCCGGAAGCUGUACGCCGGCUCCCUUGGCCAGUAAAGCAAGAUGAGCGCCGCAACCCCAGAGUCAUCCGUUACUGGACCUAAUGGUCAGGGGUCCCUUUAUCUUUAUGCAUUAGGGCAGUGCACUGAGCAUCCUUUACAAGAUCUGUGGAUAUUAUUUUUCAACAUAUGACUACUUCUGGGGCAAAGGUGGCUUAUUUGUGGUCCCAAAAAUCUCAUUAGCCCCAGUCUGCAUGGCCAGGAGUCAAGGAUGGUAAAGUUGUAGUCUAUUUGCAUCAGGUUAGCAACUCAUUUUCUAAAGGAUCACAAGCAAAACGUGUCUAUUAAGUGAAGCAAAAGCUAGAAGCAAGCAUGUUUUUUGUGUUAAAUAACAUGUUAGGAGAUUUUCUAGUGACAGACAGGUUGAGUAAGAUUCCACAAAGUAUCCAUGAAGAUAAACAGAAACAGAAGAGUCAGUUUGCGUUUCUUAGUGCAGGAAGUAUUAAUCUGAUAUGUAGAGAUCUUUCAUAUUCUAAUUAAUUCAAGAGGGUUCUGGAAGCUUCUGGAAGCUUCUGUGUGUGAAAGAAACAAGCAGGUUCGUGAUGUUUGGGUUACAGUGGUGCCUCGCAAGACGAAAAGAAUCCGUUCCGCGAGUCUCUUCGUCUUGCGGUUUUUUCGUCUUGCGAAGCAAGCCCAUUAGCGGUUUAGCGGAUUAGCGCUAUUAGCGGCUUAGCGGGCUUAGCGGAUCAGCUGAUAAGCGGCUUAGCGAUCAGCUGUUAAGCGGCUUAGCGGAUCAGCUGAUAAGCGGCUUAGCGGCUUGGGAAAAGGGGGGGAGGGGAAAAAACCCGCAGGAACUCGCAAGACAUUUUCAUCUUGCGAAGCAAGCCCAUAGGAAAUUUGUUUUGCGAAGCACCUCCAAAACGGAAAACCCUUUCGUCUAGCGGGUUUUCCGUCUUGCGAGGCAUUCGUCUUGCGGGGCACCACUGUAUUCCUUCAGAGACGCUGAGUACAGCUGGCUUAAACUGGUUCUGUUAUCUCUUCUUCAAGGUCAUGCUGGCUAUAAUAAGAGGCUAGAAGGAGCCAGGAUUUCACUAAUUUUCUCUUCUAUUCCUGUGCCUUUUUGUGCGGUGUUCUGUACAGAGUAUGCUUGGUGUUAAGGUUUAGACUUAUUGUAAGUUCUUGUAAGUGUAAGUUAAGUCUGCUGCAACUGGAUUUCUUAUGGACAGUGCCAAUCCUGAAUGUAUUGGAUUUGUGACCAUUAUGCUCAUUUGCCCUCGAUAGCAGUAAAGCUCUGCUGGAUGAAAUACAAUUGCCUCUGAUCUGUUUUUUGGGAAUCCUGCAACGUGUUUAAGUUUUUACUCUGCUAACUAUACAACGGAGUUCUCCUCUUGAGUAGAAUUUCAAUGACAGUUCAAUUUGGAGAAGGCUUCACGAUCCAACCCAGGUUAAGUCCUGUUAAGUCAUUUCAAGGGAAGAGUUAAACAAGGGUUCAGAUCCUUUCUAUGGGAAUCAAUGGGACCUAAAAGUGCUUAAUUUUGGCUGGAUUGUGCCUAUUGGAUUUACACACGCAAGCAAGAGACAGCCAAGAGAACAAAUCGGAGCAUUUUGAAAAGCACUCCACACAGGCUAGCCAUUGUUGUCAUCAACGCAAGCAUGUACAAGGCGAUUUAAGACUGCAAAAUGGUGGGGAGUAGUACCAGUUGCUAAUUCAUGCGAGCAUCAAACAGGGUGAGCACAUGGUGAAGAACGAGAGUGACAGGGAAAACAUUGUAUAACAUUCUAUUUGCCUGCUUAAAAUUCAGCAACACUAAGAGAAGUUGUAUAGAGUUCCACACCAUCUGGCAGCUGCAAGGAACAAACAAAAUACAAUUUACAGGUACUCCGCCGCGCAGCCUAAAUAAUACACCAUAGUGCACCAAUUGUGCAUGAGAGACAGCGCAGCAUUAAAGAUAAUUGAUGCGCAGCCCCUGCACUUCCUGCUGUAAUUUAUGUCGCAGGAGUGUCACGAGGGGGAAUUAUGGGUGAUAUGCUGUAUAGCCACCUGCCACGUCAUAAUGUGGCUCCAGGUACCACAACAGAUAGCUACUUAUUUUGAUUUAGACCGAACUCGCAGCUCCGGUCCUCCUAGCACAACAAUCCCCUGCCAAAUCAGGUUAAAAAAAAUAAAAUGGACAGAGACAUUCAUCUUCUGCCAUGCAAACCUCCGGCAACAGACAUUUGUAGUGCAUUUCACAUAAUUCUUUGUAGUUUGUACAAAGAAGGGGUCUUCCCCCCAUCUCUAAAAAGGCAAAUCAUGUUUAUUGAAAAUAUCGUGUUGGGGGCUUGCCAAUUCCUUUACGGUUAUGAGCCUGACAUUUAAGUUCCCUCUAGGUGCACACACACACACACACACACACACACACACACACACUUCUUAAUGCUGUCUCUUUCCUGAAUGAAAACAUCCAGCCAACUUUUUAACCUACAGAGGGAGCAAACAGAAGCACAGAACCCUCUUCCCCACUCUGCAAAACAAGCCCACCUCCUCCAUCUUAAAAUCAAAGGAUCAGCUGCACAAUAGAAGCUAAACCUUGUGCACCAAGACCUGGAAACCUAUUAUAUUUGUGGAGCAGUGUGGCAACAUGUAGUGGCACCUAGGAAAUUGCUGCAUACCAAGACCUAGUAUUGCCUGCCCGGAGCAGUAGAAGUUUUGGAGCAUCUCCCAGCUGCUGCUGCUCCCAGCAGCAGCAACAACCUGAUCCAAUCCCACCAUCAGUGCUCAGCACACUAGGGCAAUUCCCAAGGUCCAGAUACCCUGGCAGGCCCCAUUAUCAUUACUGAGCUCCUGCCUGCUAUUACCACUGAUGCCACCAGUCAUCACCACCAGUCAGUGUCCCUGGUUGCUACAAUGGUGGGAGGAGGUUUGAAAUGGGAGCCUAACGCCCAUUCGGUUAGCUCAGUGGGUGGAGCAUGAGACUCUUAACCUCAGGGUCGUAGGUUGGAGCUCCGCAUUGGGCAAAAGAUUCCUGAACUAGGUGACCCUCGUAGUCCCUUCCAACUUUGCAGUUCUAUAAUUCUAAGAAUGGUUGCUCAGCUGCAAUACAUGGCAGCCAAGUACCAUCAUAUAUCCUCCAAAUAUCCUCAUAUAUCCAUGGUGCGACAUUUGGAAUUGCAUCUGCAGAGAUGUGAGAUGGCAGCCAUAUUGUGUUAAAAAGGAGUGAUACACUCUAAAAAGAGGCAUAACAACAACAACAACUUAUUAUUUAUACCCUGCCCAUCUGGCUAGGUUUCCCCAGCCAAUCUGGGCAGCUCUCAACAGAAUAUUAUUAUUAAUAAUAAUACAGUAAUAAUAAAGGGAUAAAACAUCAAACAUUAAAAACUUCCCUAAACAUUUCCCUAAACAGGGCUGCCUUCGGAUGUCUUAAAGGUUGUGUAGUUCUUUAUCUCCUUGACAUCUGAUGGGAGAUCUUUCCACAGGGUGGGCGCCACUACCGAGACAACUCUCUGCCUGGUUCCCUGUAGCUUCACUUCUCACAGUGAGGGAACCGCCAGAAAGCCCUCAGAGCUGGACCCCAGUGUCUGGGCUGAACGAUGUGGGUGGAGAUGCUCCUUCAGGUAUACUGGGCCAAGGCCAUUUAGGGCUUUCAAGGUCAGCACCAACACUUUGAAUGGUGCUCAGAAACGUACUGUGAACCAAUGUAGGUCUUUCAGGACCCGUGUUACAUGGUCUCGGCAGCUACUCCCAGUCAGCAGUCUAGCUGCCACAUUUUGGAUUAGUUGCAGUUUCCGGGUCACCUUCAAAGGUAGCCCCACAUAGAGCGCAUUGCAGUAGUCCAAGUGGGAGACAACCAGAGCAUGCACCACUCUGGCGAGACAGUCCACGGGCAGGUAGGGUCUCAGCCUGCGUACCAGAUGGAACUAGUAGACAGCUGCCCUGUCUACAAAAGGCAAUGAGAAUCAAGGCAGGGGAGAAUGAACAAAUCAGAUGGUAAAGGUCCAAAAAGGGUGGGAAAUGGUCUUCAGAGAUCAUUAGUUGAGACGCAACCUAUGAUGUUGCAUUUCUACUGCACUGGUCUGUUCAACUUACCCAUCCCUCUUUUCUCCACACCAACUUCAACUUUUUUCUGUGAGUUUGUUUUUAAUUUUUCACCAGCUUCCAAAGAUGAGCUUCUCUCCAACAGAGUGAAUCUGACAUCUCAGAGGGCCUUGCUUCCUCAUUCUGUACAUCUCAAUUAUAUUCAGAAAUAAAUUAUCUUGUUAGCUACAUUAUUGCAUUAAGAUGACAAGUAAAUUUUAUUAUAAAAAUGUAAUGAUAAAAUAAAAGAUAUUUUAUUCAUGCAUUUAGUCCUCUCCCUCUCUCCCUCUGACAUUUAAUUAUGUCUACUGCUGCAUGGUGAUCUAAAACAUUAAUUUGCCAAAUCAACUAGAAUCAUUGGUAACGGACUGCUUUCCUAUUUUGCUUUUUAAAAACUGCAGUUUACCCCCAACUAAAAUUUGUUCGAAGGCCAAUAUCCAGAGGAGAGACGGGGGCUGGAAGAAGAUUUCGUAUAUGUGUCAGCCCUACCAUGAUAGGAAGUGAAACACACCAUUGUGGUUCACAGAUUUUGAGGUGGUAUUAUUCCCUUGCCACUAGCAGCCGUCUCCAUUUGUCCCAUUAUGUUUGAAAUAUUCAUGCAAAGCAGUCUUCCCCAAGCUGAAGCCCUCCAGAUGUUGUGGACUACCACUUCCAUCAGUCUCAGCCACCACAGCUGCGCUGUCUGAGGUCGAUGGGAUUUGUAGCUGUUAUGUACUGAAGUUCUCACCCUGAGCCAGCAGGGGGAUACUGUAGAUAGUUUUCACUCAGGUCCACAUAUGCAAAUAAGGAAUUGAAAGUGACGUUCAGUGAUUGGAUAGUUACAGAAAGUUGUUACUGUUGCGUUGUAGUGGAGCUCUAUAUAAGCAGGCUGGCUGAAGCCUUCAGUUCAGUUCUGUUCUGGCCUGUGAAUAAACAAGAGCUGUUUGAAAAAUUGCUGUGUUGUCUGAUAUGUUCACCCACAACUUAACAGUAGCCCCAAAUAUCUGGAGGCCCCAGAAUGAGGAAGGUUGGUACAAAAGAAGCAUCAUGGAAGAGAUAUGUUGUCUGAUCGGGCUGCCAUUUGCAUUGGAAAAACCAAAAGACAGAGAUUCCAAUUGUAAAGGAAGAAAUACAAUGAAAUCAUGAAAUGAGAUCUCACUGGAUUCAUAAUUGCUGCAAAAUGGUUAUAAGCAGUGGGUUUUUUUCCUAAAAAAAUGUUUAGGGGUACUCUCAUUUUGACUCAAGAAAAUCACCAUUUUAUAGAUCAAAUUGGGGGAAACAAAUACAGUAAAUGGACAAAAGUACAAAGAACAUGCAUUACCUCAUAUUAUCACACAUCCACAUUCCACACUGCUUCACACAUUAAAUGUUCGCUUCUGACUGAGACGCAGGAAACACUGGGAAAGGAAAUGAGGCCGCCAUCAGAGGUAGCAAUGGAACUGACGAUUCACCGUGCUAGAGAAGAAACUAAAUAUUUUUUAAAAAUUAGUUUCUUCUCCCGUUGGAUUCACAAAAUGUUUAGGGGUAUACGUACCCCUGCGUGCCCCCAGAAAAAAGCACUGGGUAUAAGAGACAUGAGACAUUGAAGAAGGUUGCAGAUCAACUGCUGAUUUCAAACUGGUAACAGGAAGAACAGUUUUCUUGAAAACUGUGGCCUGCAAGGUGUUUGGUAGUUCUAGUAUGUAUCGCUUAAAAUUAAACCAAUCAACUAAAAAGAAGUUGUAGAUCCCGUUUGCUGUUGCUUCCUUUAAAGUUCCAUGUCUAUGCAAACUGUGCUCUAAUCAUGAUGGCUUAUAUGCAUAAAUCUGCUUAUAACUUCUAGACAGGGCUGGAUUUAGGUUUGAUGAGGCCCUAAGUUACUGAAGGUAACGGGGCCCUUUAUAUGCCCAGCUGUCCUUUGUCAACAACAAAUUGCCGCUGUUUUUUGUGUGGAAUAUAUGCUAUAUUUAUGGACCUAAUAGGUAGCUAAAGCCAUUUGCACAUGCAGAAUGUAGACACCCUAUAUAUCGAAAUGAGCAAACCAGUGAUAUUUUAGGGAGCAGGCUAGCAGGCGGGGCCCAUUACUUACAUCAUAGGGGCCUACACAAUACAAAACGCUAUUGCUGUAUGCUGGUUUUAUUUUAUUUGUUUUUUAUCUUAUAUUAUGGAAAUGUACACCCAGGUUUUUUUGUUUUGGGGGGGCGCAAGAGAGUGGGGUCCUAAGCUAUAGCUUGUUUAGCUUAUACGUAAAUCCGGCACGGGAUGCUGGUGGCGCUGUGGGUUAAACCACAGAGCCUAGGACUUGCUGAUCAGAAGGUCGGCAGUUCGAAUUCCCGCAACGGGGUGAGCUCCCUGCUCCUGCCAACCUAGCAGUUCGAAAGCACAUCAAAGUGCAAGUAGAUAAAUAGGUACCACUCCGGCGGGAAGGUAAAGUGUGUUCUCCCUCAUGGAGAGCACAGGUUGCGGGCGGGGCUGACAAGACACCUCACUGUUACUAGGCAAAUGGUUUGGCCAUCCUGUAAGCAGGGGCGGGCUGUUACUGGGGAAAUUUAGAUGUUGCCAAUUAGUGAUUGACAGCCCUAUUUGUUAAAUACAAGGCACGCAGCAACGGACGUCCUCUUUCGCUGCAUGCUUCGGAUCACCCGCCCUCCCUUCCCUAAUGUUAGGCUGUUUGCUUGACCUUGCUAUUGCCUGUCAUGGGGUCGUCUGCUUUGGGGCAGGGGCCCAGUAGGAAUUUUGCCAUUUGGCUGAUUAGUGUGUGCCACUUGGUUUUCGCCUACCGCGUAGCAAAUCGUCACAACUUGUAAGGUUUGCGGUUAGGCAUUGGUCUGGAAUUGGUUGCUGGGGGGUAUGGAUUCGGCUGUGCCUGCCCCCCAAAAUGCUGCUGCUGGUGGAGGGGUAUGGAUUCGGCUGUGCCUGCCCCUCCAAAAUGCUGCUGCUGCUGCUGCUGAAGGGUUUUACCGUUAAAGGAACCCAGGGGCUCCCCCAUGCUUUUGUCCGAAACCCCCUGGCAAGGGGCUAGGGCCACGCAAGCCCCUGGGAGCAUGCUGGGGAGAGGUGAGGCAUGGUUCCCAGUCCCGUCUCUCUCCCCAGGUGACUUACCCUUCCUGACUUCGCGGGGGGUGCGAAUGUCAGAGCUGUCCCCGUGCGGGCGCAGUUAGUGCUACCAAUGCCUAAGCAACCACUCACAUUGCUGUAUUUGAAUAAAGUUGUGGCCAAAAUUAUGCCAAAAACGUUAAACAAAAAUUAAGUGUCAAUUGUGUUUUUCUUGGGGGGGGUCUUGGGGACCUCGACGCGCAAACGGCGUUUCCGUGCGCUGCUCUGGUUCGCCAGAAGUGGCUUAGUCAUGCUGGCCACAUGACCCGGAAGCUGUACGCCGGCUCCCUCGGCCAAUAAAGCGAGAUGAGCGCCACAACCCCAGAGUCGGUCACGACUGGACCUAAUGGUCAGGGGUCCCUUUACUUUUACCUUAAAUCCGACACUCCUUCUACACAAUAGAGACAAAGAGAGAUACGGAUAGAUUGUUACUGAAAGGACUUCCCACAAGUGCAAGAGGUUGGGGAAAACCCCAGAACAGAUUUAUAAGUGUGGGGUGGGAUGUAGUGCGAAGAGAAGGAGAAACAGGGCCCUGUUGUGUGCAGGCGGAAGUCCUUGUGGAAAUGGGACAGCUUCAUUGCAUAUAACCUAAUAAUCCCUUCAAUAAUAUCAACUGCAUAGCUUUUAUAGAUGUUGCAAGAUUGAGGAGUAUACAACUCUUUUGCCCUAUAUAUUUAAAAAGGCAUGUCUUCUCGUGAAGAGAAGAACAGAUGACAAUUUUAUAAUUCUAACGAGAGGUACCCGCAGUCCUUUAAAAGCGCCAGAGAGUUUGUGAAUAAUUUCAGCAUAAAAAUAUAUUCCCCCAAUAAUGCUGACAAGGUCACUUAUCCAACUGUGUGAACGGUAAUAUCCGUCACUGAAGUGGCAAGGAGAUAAAUUUGAUCUGACUGGCAGCAAUGGAUAAACAGCCUCUAAAACUUCCCUCAAAUCUGGUUUGUCAUAUAUGAAUUGCCACUCUUUGUCCACUUCAGAAUCUGCAUCCCACCUCGUUGGGUUCGUCUUCCUUCGGCAAUGUUGAAGAAGAAAAGCAGUGCAUUAAACAGAUCGGAAAGGCACUCCCAAUACGUAUUUCAAUUUGAAUUAAAAUCCAGUUUGCUCGGAUAGGAUGGCUACAGCCUGUCACACAAAAACCGUUAACAAUGUUUUGUUGCUCAGGAAAUAAUACAGUGGUACCUCAGGUUAAGUACUUAAUUCAUUCCAGAGGUCCGUACUUAACCUGAGACUGUUCUUAACCUGAAGCACCACUUUAGCUAAUGGGGCCUCCUGCUGCCGCUGCACCGCCAGAGCACGAUUUCUGUUCUCAUCCUGAAGUAAAGUUCUUAACCCGAGGUACUAUUUCUGGGUUGGCGGAGUCUGUAACCUGAAGCGUAUGUAACCUGAGGUACCACUGUACUGGCUCUCUUAAGCCAAUCAAGUUUCUGAUUUGGAUUCCUGGCCAUUUAAUAUUUUCACCCUUUCUAACAUUGCCUUCCCUCAGCACACAGUGUAAACAGGAAAGCCUAUCUAUAAACUUCGCUGGUACCAAGAUUGUGAUUGCUGGCAGACACAGUCCUAGGCAUAGAUGGUGCUUGGAUCAGCUGGCUAUAGAACGAACUUGCUCAUUUAGGUAUCUGGGUGUAUUCCUGAAUAAAAACCUCUCUUGGAAGUGUCAUAUGGAGACACUGAAGGGAAAGACACAGAAAAGCAUUGAGGCUUUGAUGAAGUUUUAUUACAAUCAGGGAGUGCAGCUGAUUGAACCUGCCCUUAAGAUAUUUGGAGAAAUGUUGGAGGGUAUGCAAUAUUUCCUUGCAGCUCCUUCCUUUGACCAGGGCUGGGUGCUCAUGCAGAGGCAGAAUCCACACCUAAGAUGCCCCAAGAUCUGUGGGAAUGUUAAUUGAAUUGAAAUACUUUAUUGUCACUUGUACAACUUGUCUACAGUGAGAUUACACAGGAUAGUAGGAAAGGAUAUAUUGAAUAAGUAAGCAGAGCAGAUUCCCUUCAGUAUAGCUGGAAGCUUGUUUGCAGAUCUGUUUGAAUCUCUUAGUUGAGUUUAUUCCUGGUGUCUCCCUUUUGAUCCCUCUUAAAAGAAUAAAGACACAAGAGUCUUUCUGAGUAAAGCAACAAAACGUUGACUCACAUUUCAGUUCACAGUUUGAUCCCUGAAAGGCAGACUUUACUUGGUAGUUACACAACAAACUGCGAGUUCAUCUCAUAUGGAGACUGAACUCAGGUGUUGCUGGCUGAGAGCCAGCAGACAGCAAAAAUUACAUUAAGACAACAAAAUGGCUGCAGGAGAGCAGCAAGCAAGAGAAAGUACAAGACAAUGGAGCUAGACUGAGAAAAUGGCUGCAUUUUGUGGAGUCAGCCAGGGCCACGCCCAUCUCCCAGGUCACAUGCAGGGGGAGGAUGCUCCAGACCAGUGGAACAGGAAGUUACCCUGACUGGAUGUCCCCCUGCAUGUGGCCACUCUAGGGAAAUAAGGAAUGUUGCAUUUGACUGCACCAGCGGAUUACAUCCCACAAGAUCCACCAUCAGUUGCAGACUCAUGUCCCCCUAUUGCUGGUGCAAUAAUUAUGUUGUGCUCUUGGCUAUUUCCAAUGACCUCAUGUGCAAAAGGGAGACAAAUUAGAGAUCUCCCAGUAGUUAAAAAAAAAACAAAAAAGGUAAAAGACCCCUGGACGGUCAAUUCCAGUCAAUAAGCCUGAGCUGUACUCACAUAUGAGCUUCACGGAUCUCAACCUGGGCCUCAAGAGGUCCAAACUAUACAAGGAAGAUCUGGGAACAUGAAUAGGAAACUGGUUGUUUAGUCUCCACUUCAGACAUUACAAAAAAAAAAAAAACAACAGCCACCACCCAGGGUGAACAUAGGGCAUAUGUUGUCAUCAUUGUAACAUAAGGAUGUGCAUGUUAAAUUUAAGGACUGCUGGAGCUCCAGGUCUUUCAUGUAUGCAUACGCUCCAACAUUUCUCUGAUGAGAAUAGGGACGUCCCAUUCCAUAAUGUGAAUUUUGCUGUUUAUACUCCACACAUCUUAUUGGCUUGCCCCAGCCACUCUGGGCAGCUUCCAACACAUAUAAAAACAUAAUAAAACAUUUUUUUAAAGCUUCUCUAUACAAGAUUGCCUUUGGACAGCUCGGGAGUCAAAUAACUCCAUACCCCCAAACAUUUCUACAAUGAAAAUAGGAAUGUCCUAAGGAAAAGUGGGACAUUCUGGGAUCAAAUCAGAAACCUGGAUGGAUUCUCUAAAUCAGGGAUGACCCCUGGAAAAUAGGGACACUUGGAGGGUCUGGUGUAUGAAAUAUAAGCCACCUAGAGCAUGUAUGUCUAUAAAAUGGUGGUCCCAUGGAGGAAAGAAAGAAGGACUGGUAGCAACAAAGUACUCUCAAAGGGCUUCCCUGCACACUGGUGUUUAAUUGGCCGCCUCGUGGGUUUACAGCAGGCAUAGGCAAACUUGGCCCUCCAGAUGUUUUGGGACUACAACUCCCAUCAUCCCUAGCUAACAGGACCAGUGGUCAGGGAUGAUGGGAAUUGUAGUCCCAAAACAUCUGGAGGGCCAAGUUUGCCUAUGCCUGGUUUACAGCUUUUGCUUUGCUGGGCUUUUUAUGUAUCUGUUUAUCAGGAAGCAAAUAAAAGACCAAACCUUCAAGCACUGAGUGAUUUUGAGUGGGCCAGACCCCUUCCGGCCAUCAAGUAACAGGGCUUAGUUAGAAGCUAAGAACUAUCCAAGCAAAUGGAAAGUAAACACUUCGGUUUUGCCUUGUUUUGUUUAUCCAUGCAAUUUGUAUAUCACUUAAUAUUGUAGAAGCGCUAAAUGGCGAACAUGCAAUGUACUAAAUAACAGUCACACCAGAGUUCAACAUUAAUAUUCAGUAAAGCUUUGUACAGACCUUGCUCAGGAAACUUACUAGCAGAAUUCUCAUAUACACUAUGUAUACAUACACACAUGUGUGUGCAGACAAACACAUAUUUCUGGUAUAUUUUGGAAAGUCUCUUGUUCACUGUGCAUUUCAGCACCACUUUAGAUACCAUAACCAAAUUCUGCAUGGUGAUUUCUAAGAUCAAAGAGCAGGUUUUUGUCCACGUUUAGAUACCAUCAGAUGCCAUUUUGAAUGAAGAUGGUGGGCUGAGCCUUUUGACACAGCACUGAUGGUUUUGGUUUCUUGGAAUUCCCAAACAUCAUUGAGUAUAAUUUGUGUGUGUGUGUGUGUGUGUGUGUGUGUGUGUCUGAGGGCUUCUAUUUAUAAGCCAAAAGCUUGGAGCCAAACAAAAUGUUUGUCCUGCCUCAGAAACCUCCAUUUCAAUUUGCACACAGGGCAUGAGCCGCCCAAAAGCUCUUUGACAUAAAGGCAGUUGUUCUUUCUGGAAAAUACCUUUAUUAUGAGAUGUAAUUCUGUGAUGUGGAUUGGUGUUAUAACUUAAACCACUCAUUUAUUCAUGCCACCUCACCUCUUUCUGAGAGAGUGCAAGUGAAGCACUUAAAAAAAUGAAAUGCCCCCAUGAUUACUUAGCAACUUAUUUGCGGGUUUUCCUGCCCUCCCCAUUACUAUGGAAACAAAGUGGAUAUAAUGUGCAGUGCAAGCAACGUCUGCUUCAGACCAUUAAAAGAUGUGCAAUUAUUUUAAUAGCGGGCUUCAUGGCAAACUUUCCAUUUUCAACGAAUUCUUUUUCAUAUUAAGCCCACUGCUGAUGGAGAGGAGAAAGACUAACAGCAAUCAGGAACUUGUCAGGAACCAACACGUAGUGACAAUGAACGUUGUAUUUCCCACGUAUUUUUAAGCCUUAUCAAAGCUGUCCAAAGGAACUCUCCAUCACAGAAAAUGCUCAAUACUGUACAGUGGUACCUCGGGUUACCUACGCUUCAGGUUACAGACGCUUCAGGUUACAGACUCCGCUAACCCAGAAAUAGUACCUCGGGUUAAGAACUUUGCUUCAGGAUGAGAACAGAAAUCGUGUGGUGGUGGCGUGGAGGCAGCGGGAGGCCCCAUUAGCUAAAAUGGUGUCUCAGGUUAAGAGCAGUUUCAGGUUAAGAACGGAACUCCGGAACAAAUUAAGUACUUAACCAGAGGUACCACUGUACAUACAGUUGAACUGUCUUCUGUAGUAGUUCCCACCUAUGACCCUCCAGUUCCUUUAUUUUUGCUAAAAUAUUGCUAUACUGCUUUCUCAGCAAAGCCCAUCCAAAGCAGAAUCAGAAUCAGGAGAAUCUUAAUUUGCAUCAGUCACUAACCAUGGCAAUAAAAUAAAAUAAAAUGUAGAAGAAGAAGAGUUUGGAUUUGAUAUCCCGCCUUUCACUCCCUUUAAGGAGUCUCAAAGUGGCUAACAUUCUCCUUUUCCUUCUUCCCCUACAACAAACACUCUGUGAGGUGAGUGGGGCUGAGGGACUUCAAAGAAGUGUGACUGGCCCAAGGUCACCCAGCAGCUGCAUGUGGAGGAGCGGGGAAUCGAACCCGGUUCACCAGAUUACGAGUCUACCGCUCAAUGUACUGAAGAUAGAGGUAAAAACUACUACUUUGGGGAUUUGCAUCAAUAAUCAAAUAAUAGAUCUUAUUCUAACUGCCCAUGCUAAAAUCCUUGCAGUUUUUUGCUGAGACCUGAUCAUCUUGAUCUGCUAAAAGUAAAGACACAGUAGCAAUGGUUGAGUGACCCAGCGUGGAUAAUAAUAGAGGGGUCAUAAACGCACUCCUCAAAUAUUUAUAAAGAGUGCAAGCCAGAAGCCCAUGAGCCACAGACUCAAUACUGCCAUCUCCACAGGGACAUAACCCAUCCAAAGCAACUUACAACAAUAAUAAGGGAUGCAGGUGGCGCUGUGGUCUAAAGCACUGAGCCUCUUGGACUUGCCGAUUGGAAGGUCGGUGGUUCAAAUCCAUGCAACAGGGUCAGCUCCCGUUGCUCUGUCCCAGCUCCUGCCAACCUAGCAGUUCGAAAGCACGCCAGUGCAAGUAGAUAAAUAGGUACCACUCUGGCGGGAAGGUAAACGGUGUUUCUGUGUGCUCUGGUUUCUGUCACGGUGUCCUGUUGCUCCAGAAGCGGUUUAGCCAUGCUGGCCACAUGACCUGGAAAGCUGUCUGUGGACAAACGCCGGCUCCCUCGGCUUGAAAGCGAGAUGAGCGCUGCAACCCCAUAGUUGCCUUUGACUGGACUUAACCAUUGAGGGUUCCUUUCCCUUUUUUUUUUUACCUUUACAACAAUAAUAAUUGCCUGUAUAAAAAGUCAGUGUUAACCAAUAAUAAAAUAUUGAUUUAAAAAAAUAAACAAAACAGAACUUCAAUAGCAUAAGAGUAUCCCAGCCUCCAUUUAGUGAGGACCAAGAAUGUCACAGGGAAGGCCAGUCAAAAUAUGUUGUUGUUGUUUAGUCAUUUAGUCGUGUCCGACUCUUCGUGACCCCAUGGACCAGAGCACGCCAGGCACUUCUGUCUUCCACUGCCUCCCACAGUUUGGUCAAACUCAUGCUGGUAGCUUCAAGAACACUGUCCAACCAUCUCGUCCUCUGUCCUCCCCUUCUCCUUGUGCCCUCCAUCUUUCCCAACAUCAGGGUCUUUUCCAGGGAGUCUUCUCUUCUCAUGAGGUGGCCAAAGUAUUGGAGCCUCAGCUUAGGAUCUGUCCUUCCAGUCAGCACUCAGGGCUGAUUUCCUUCAGAAUGGAGAGGUUUGAUCUUCUUGCAGUCCAUGGGACUCUCAAGAGUCUCCUCCAGCACCAUAAUUCAAAAGCAUCAAUUCUUCGGCAAUCAGCCUUCUUUAUGGUCCAGCUCUCACUUCCAUACAUCACUACUGGGAAAACCAUAGCUUUAACUAUACGGACCUUUGUUGGCAAGGUGAUGUCUCUGCUGUCAAAAUAUGAAUGGACUCCAAACUCCCAUUCAACUCCAACCAACAUGGUUGGUGGGAUAUGUCUAACAUCUGAAGGCUCACAGGUUCCCCAUUCCUGCAGCCCAAGGGGAGGGUCUCUUCUGUCAAAGGCUCCCUUUGUUGAAUCACCUCCCUCCUGAAACACAACAUAAACAAGUUUUGAGUGCUUGCAAAAAUCACACUUGCUCCCUCAGGUAUUUGCUGCUCCUUGCUACCAAGCUUACUGGACUGUUGUUAUAUUCAUAGAAUCAUAGAAUCAUAGAGUUGGAAGAGACCACAAGGGCCUUCGAGUCCAACCCCCUGCCAAGCAGGAAACACCAUCAGAGCACUCCUGACAUAUGGUUGUCAAGCCUCUGCUUAAAGACCUCCAAAGAAGGAGACUCCACCACACUCCUUGGCAGCAAAUUCCACUGUCAAACAGCUCUUACUGUCAGGAAGUUCUUCCUAAUGUUUAGGUGGAAUCUUCUUUCUUGUAGUUUGGAUCCAUUGCUCCGUGUCCGCUUCUCUGGAGCAGCAGAAAACCACCUUUCUCCCUCCUCUAUGUGACAUCCUUUUAUAUAUUUGAACAUGGCUAUUAUAUCACCCCUUAACCUCCUCUUCUCCAGGCUAAACAUGCCCAGCUCCCUUAGCCGUUCUUCAUAAGGCACCGUUUCCAGGCCUUUGACCAUUUUGGUUGCCCUCCUCUGGACACGUUCCAGUUUGUCAGUGUCCUUCUUGAACUGUGGUGCCCAGAACUGGACACAGUACUCCAGGUGAGGUCUGACCAGAGCAGAAUACAGUGGCACUAUUACUUCCCUUGAUCUAGAUGCUAUACUCCUAUUGAUGCAGCCCAGAAUUGCAUUGGCUUUUUUAGCUACCGCGUCACACUGUUGGCUCAUGUUUUUAUAUGCUAUUUUAUAUGUUUUUAUAGGCUUUAUAUGUUUUUAUAUGUUUUAUAUGUUUUUAUAUGUUUUUAUAGGCUCAUAUUUUUAUAUGCUAUGGAUUUUUAAUGAGUGGUGGUAUGCAAAUGUUUUAUAUAUGGCAAUAAAGUCAGGAGAGAGGGAUGGUUCUGCCAAAAGAACUUCCCCGCCCAAAGGAAUGCACACUGCAGAAAAAGAAGGGGAAAUCUUUUGAGAAAGAAGCGAAAUCUUUUUUCUUUUCCAGGGCUUGGGGAGAAAGGAAAUGAGGGCUAAGCUGGCUCCACAGUUCUUUCUACUCUAUAUUGUAUUUUUAUUUAUGUUAUUGGUUUUUUAUUGGUUUUUAUGGUUGUCAAUGUUCUUUGGUUGCGCUGUGAGCUACCUGGGGUCCCAUUCGGGCCAGAAAUGGCGAGAUAGAUCAUUUUAAAUAAAUAAAUAAAAAUGAAGGUUAACGCUACAAUUGGGCUUUAUGACCAGAGGGAGACUUUGCUUUUCCUUGUUUCCAGAGAGAGAGAUUGCACACACACACACACACACACACACACACACACACUUACUUUUGUUCUAUAUUAGUGCUACAGUGGUAAAAUAUAAACAGUUCUUUAAAAGUGAGAAAAUGGGGAGGGAAUCUGUAUACUGUACAGUGGUAUCUCUGGUUACGUACUUAAUUCGUUCCAGAGGUCCGUUCUUAACCUGAAACUGUUCUUAACCUGAAGCACCACUUUAGCUAAUGGGGUCUCCCACUGCCGCUGCACCGCCACUGCCACGCAAUUUCUGUUCUCAUCCUGAAGCAAAGUUCUUAACCCAAGGAACUAUUUCUGGGUUAGCAGAGUCUGCAACCUGAAGCAUAUAUAACCUGAAGCGUAUGUAACCUGAGGUACCACUGUAUAUCCAAGAGUGGGCUGAUAGACUGGCCUUUAUGACAACUACCUGCAAUGGGGCCUGCAGGUCUACAGCAAUAUUGCAAAAUGUUCUUUCUACUCAAUAAGAUAUGGAGAAUUUCUUUACAAGCUGCAACCAGGGGUGAACAAAUCAAUCUCUUUCAAGCCCAUGUCAUUUUCAGCUGAACUCAUACCUAAGUCCAUGCAGUCCUGACUCCAUGUUAAUUUGUGAUUAACAACAACUAAUUGAAAUACGUAUUUUAACAUUUCCCCCCCCCAAAAAAACAUGCAUUUCUAAACAUACUUUGUUUCAAAACUCACACUGUUAAAAAGGGAGGUAUUCUGGAAUGUGUGUUUGGGUUAAUGUUUAUAAAGUAGAGAACUACAGUGGAAUGUUUAGAAAGUACAAAAGCCUGUGGCUUCUCAACUGUGCUUCAUAUUGGAAUUUGCCAAUCAAAUUUCCCAACAACGAGACUGACUGAAAACACCACACACAGUGCAAAGAAAAAGAAGGGACCUUUUAUCAUAUGUUUAAUGCAUAUGUUUAAUACAUAUGUUGUAAUGAAAUCAAAAAGUUUUGGGAAAUGAUAUAUAACAAACUGAAGAAAAUGUUCCAAUUAACAUUUUUUUAAAAAUCGGAAGCAUUUUUGUUAGGGAUUGUAGGAAAAGACCUGCCAAGGAAAUUGAAAAAUAUCUUUAUGUAUGUGACAACAGCGGCAAGAGUCUUAAUAGCACAAGGAUGGAAGAACGAGGAAAUCCCGACUAAAGAACUAUUGGCAAAACCUAUUUGGUGUUUCACAACUUUCUGAUUAGUUGCAGGACCUUAGCCAGACCUAGCAGAGUAAAUGCAGAAUCCACGGAAGCAAUUGGCAACUUGGCUGCAGACAGGAUAGACGAAGCAGGAACCAGGAACUUGUAGUUAGGUGUUUAUUAUAUGCAGUGGACUAUUUACAGGAACAGAACACAGAUCUUUUGCUAGCUCUCUCUGACACGACUCACAACUCCUACACUGACACACAGAACUAUUGAACUUCUGAACACUGAACUCACGCAUUCCAGUUAGUAGGCCAUUAAUUAUCACUCCCUUGAGAGAGCUUGACCAAUCAGGGAGCUGUCUCCAUGUCUCUGUUAUCUCCAGGCAGACUUACUCCUUCAGAUUGCCUUCCGGCUGUCUGCCAAACUUUAAUUGACUCUGUGUGAGUAGCUGCACAUACACAGUUUCCCAACAAGAACUAUGGCAAGAGAAAUUGAUGGACUACGCAGAAUUGGCAAAAUUGACAGAUAAACUACAAGGAUAACUGUGAUUUUAAAGAUGAAUGGGAACCCUUUCCAAAGUAUUUAAAGAAACAACAAAAUGAACUGGACUCCUUGGCAGGCUUUGAAUAAACAUUCACAAACUUUUUAUUGAUAACAUUCAGAUAGAUUAAUUAAGGAUCUGUACAGUUAUGUAACAGGCAGAAAAUAACAUAUGUUGAUAAACCAGAGAGAGGAGCUGAGGGAAGUCUGGGGGGGUUAUGUUUUUGGGGAGGUGGGAGGGGAAAAACAGGAGGGGAAUUUAAGGAUGAUAUGUUUUUUGAUAAAAUGUGAUGUUGAAAUUACUAAUAAAAAUAAUUUUAAAAGGGGGGGAGAGAAAAAAAGAAAACACCACACACAGAUUUCCCCCCAGUUCCCAUUAGCCAGCAAAAAAAUCAGACCUCUCCCUCUCAUUUUGCCCUGAGAAAAGUGGGGAAGAAAGAAAAAGACCUGACAAGCUACCACUAUCCAAUGGAGACCUUACUCUCAUCCAAUGGUUAUCACAGGGGCAGCUGAAGAACCAUCUUGCCCUGAGACAGGCCAGCAGGAAGCAAGCACACCCCGAAAUGAGUUCAUCCCCCCUGAGCCUCCCAAUUGUUGGUUUCUGUCAGUAAUAUAUACCAUUUUUCUUUCAGAGAUCUUAACAUAUGGGGUACAGCUCACCCAUCCAGAAAUAAAGUCGUACCUUGGUUCUCAAACAGUUAAGUUCCCAAACGUUUUGGCUCCCCAAAAAGCUGGAUUUAGGUUUGAUGAGGCCCUAAGCUACUGAAGGUAAUGGGGCCCAUAUAUAUAUAUAGAGAGAGAGAGAGAGAGAGAGAGAGAGAGAGAUAAUUUUAUUAGUUUUUUAACAUACCAUUUUCAGCAGUAAUUAAACAUAUUUUUUACAUCUUAUUCAAUUUUUUUGACUUCCCUCAAUUUUUUUGACUUCCCUCAGUCCUGUCUGAAAAUUUUCCAAUCUAAUCUCUUAGUAUGCAUUUCUUAUUUUCCCUAUUACAUUGGAACCUUAUAACCAAUAUCUCUAUCUUUUUCUACUUUGUAACACUUUGUAUAUUUCUCCUUACAAAACUUCUUGUAGUCCUACUAGUGUAAUUUGUUGAUUACAGUUGCUCUUCAAAUAGUUUGUAUAUUUCUUCCAAUCUUCUGUAAAUUUCUGGUCCCACAGGUUUCGAAUCCUUCCUGUCAUUUUGUCCAAUUCUGCACAGUCCAUUAAUGGGGCCCUUUAUAUGUCCAGCUAUCCUUUGUCAACAACAAAUUGUCGCUGUUUUUUUGUGUUGAAUAUAUGUUAUAUGGUAAUUUAUGGACCUAAUAGGCAUCUAAAGCCAUUUGCAUAUAACAAAAUAUGUAUUUUAUCAAACUAAUUGUUGAACUGAAAUACAAUUAAGAAGAACUAUCUUAUAUUUUGGAAAUGUACAUCCAAUUUUUUUCCUUUAGCUUAUACGUAAAUAGAGCACUGCUCCCAAAUGCCGCAAACCUGGAAGUGACUAUUCCGGGGGGGCCACUAGGGGGCGCAUUGGAAGAUGGCCGACAAUACCAUCUCUCCGACCCACACGGGGUAAUUAAGAGGCUGUUAUGGGAGUAGACAGCCUCCCUUGUUGCCCCAAGGAAAUGGGGAACACUGCCCUUGCCUGCUGUGCCCAUAAAUCACCCCCUAAUUCGAAAGAAGGGGGUGAGGGCCCUAGGCAGAAUGCCCCCAUGUGGACCUCGGCUCUCCUGGACGCUGUCUCUGAUCGCGCACUAGUUGCAGCAAUUUGGAAUAAUUAAUUACAAAAGAAGCAAAUGCACAUAUUUCAAGUGAAGAAGGGGAGUGAAGUCUGCUAAUUUAAGUGACCUCUGCGAAAGAAGACGACGGGCUGGAGAAACAGGAAUAUUUUACAAUGAAGAUACACCAAAGGCGGGGUAUGUUGACAACGGGGCUGAAUGGGGGGGGACACCUUUUUUACUUUCCUUCUAUGUGAUUUACAAGAACCCCUCCUCAUUAGAACCGUCGGUUUAAAGGACCCAAGCAGGAUGAUUAAGGUCUGUGUGGAGAUAAACUUUAACCAAAAGUAUGCUUUAUGGAGACCGAGAAGCAAUAAGAGCUUUUGGGAAUGGUGCAACAAUUAAUUCGGAGUCACCAUCUUGCCAAAGGAUUUAUAGCCGGGAGGAAGAACGGAUUUGCUUUCAGACUGCAUUCCUAAUGAAUCUCCUCAGAGGUUUUGAAGCUAAGACUGUUUUGAUGUAUGGAAGUGAUGUUAUAUGGAAAACGUCUGGAUAUGGCUACUGGAUAAAAAAAAUAAUAUCCACGCAGGAUUACAAACUGUUCUAACCAGCUUGCGGAGACUAUCAGAGGUCACAAAGAGAAAGGAAAAAUAUAUGAAAAGAACAACAAGAGAUGUGGAAAAAUAAUAAGAAAGGACUGGAUAGUACUGUGAACAUCAUAAGGUUAGAUUUGUGGACAUUAAAACAGCAGUAAGAAGCAAGAAGUUGAUUGGAUCCCUUCGGAACUUGAAAUAUGGGUACCCCCAACAAAAAUUUAAAAUUUGGCUGUGUAAUUUGGAAUUUAUGUAAUUUGGUUUGAUUUGAUGUGAUUGGUCGGUUAAUAAAAAAUUAUUCUUAAAAAAAAAAAGGAAGUGACUAUUCCGGUUUGUGAACUAUUUUUAGAAGCCAAACAUCCAAUGGGGUUUCCGCGGCUUCUGAUUGGCUGCAGGAAGUUCCUGCAGCCAAUCAGAAGCCACGCUUUGGUUUUCGAACAUUUUGGAAGUCGAACGGACUUCCAGAACAAAUUACUUUCGACUUCCAAGGUACAACUGUAUACUGUCCCCUUCUGUGUGCCGCUCAAAUCUUUUUUUCUGGUGCUGCCACUACGCUGAGAGGAGCAGAGAAGAAGCAGUACAGCUUUGCAGUACAGCUUUGUCUAAACAAUAGCCAUCUUUUCCAUUGUGUUGUAACUUCCAAUUUUAAAAAAAAUAUGAUCAUAAUCAUCUUAUGAAAACUAUUUUCUGAGGUCUAUCUGAAAAGCAGUGUGUAUACCAGAAGCAUUUUUACUUGUUAGUAUAAGUGAGGAUAUUAAUAGACAGGAUGUUAAAUUGUUUUUAUAUGCAACAACAGCUGCAAGAGUACUGUUGGCCUAGAAAUGGAAGCAAGAAGAAAUACCGACUAAAGAAGAAUGGCAAAUAAAAUUAAUGGACUACGCAGAAUUGGAUAAAAUGACAGGAAGGAUUCGAAACCUGCGGGACCAGAGAUUUAUGGAAGAUUGGAAGAAAUAUACGAACUAUUUGAAGAGCAACUGUAAUCAACAAAUUACGCUAGUAGGACUACAAGAAGUUUUGUAAGGAGAAAUAUAUGAAAUAUUGCAAAGAAGAGAUAGAAGAGAGACAUUAGUUAGGAGAUUUAAAUGUAAUAGUGAAAGUAAGAAAUGUAAAUUAAGUGAAAAGAUUGGAAAAUUUUCAGAUGUGAUUGUUGGAAGAUAUAACAGAAUGUUUAAUAAUUGUUGAAAAUUAUAUGUUAAAAAAUUAAUUAUUUUUAUUAAAAAAAAAGAAAAGAAAAGCAGUAUGUAUAAGAGCCAUAAAUAUUAUCCGCCACCCUAAAAGUUGAGUGACUUUCUUUUCAGAAAGCAGCACUUCCAGAGGGGGAAGUACUUGCAGAAACUGACCGACUGGUUGGAAUAAACCAAUUUGGCUUAUAAGGUUAGUUGUCUGCAGCUGGUCUCUCUGGAUGUCUCUGCAAUAAACAAGGUUUUGAUAUAAGGCAACAUAUGGUGCCUGAAGUUUGCAAUGCCUUUGCUGCCAGUCAAUGGAAUGGAAUUACGGAAACUUACUCCAGAGGUCCGGAUGGUAUGAGAGGAGCAGCACAGGUAAUGUUUAAAACACCAUCUACUUGUGUAAAUGAAAGCUGUCAAGACUCAUAGAAAUAAAUUGGAGGGGAAAGUAGCUCUCUUGUGUAUUGCUGAGAGAGCCUGAGGGUAUUGGUGCAUAAAAAAAGCCUCACAGUGAGAAUGAAGAGCAGAAAAAUUCUAUUAUGCCUGCAAAGAGAUAACAGCCAGUGCUGUGUACUGCUGAAACACUAGAAUAUUGUGUUUAGGGGUUGAAUGCGACGGCUUCUGAAUUCACCUAAGUCUGCAGUCCUGCAAAGUUACUGAAAAGCAAGCUCCAUUGAUAUCAACAGGACUUUUUGAGAAAACAUGCAUAGCAUUCUGCUGUAACUAACUCAAGGAAGUAGAGAGAGCCCAUUCACAUGAAGGCAGGCCUGUACUGGGAAGGUUUUAAUGCUGGAUGUUAUAUUAUGUUUUUAUAUGUGUUGGAAGCUGCCCAGAGUGGCUGGGGAAACCCAGCCAGAUGGGUGAGGUAUAAAUAAUAAAAUGACGAUGAUGACAAAGUGAACAGUCGUACCUUGGAUCCCAAAUGCCUUGCGAGUUGAACGUUUUGGCUCCCGAAUGCCGCAAACCCAGACGUGAGUGUUCCAGUUUGCGAACGUUUUUUGGAACCCGAACGUCUGACGGGGCUUCCGCGGCUUCCAAUUGGCUGCAGGAGCUUCCUACAGCCAAUCAGAAGCCGUGCUUUGGUUUCCGAACAUUUUGGAAGUCAAACGGACUUCUUGAAUGGAUUCCAUUCGACUUCCAAGGUACAAGUGUAGCAGGAAACUGUUAGGUCACAUCCACUCCUUGCUUUUUGUUAAGGGUGCUGAAAGCUGUUAGGAGACCCAUCACAGAUCUACAAGUCCCGUUACCCUUACCAAACAAGAGUUUCCAGGACUCUAGGUUCUUUUGGGGAAGUCAAAGUUGUAUGAAUGGCUUUUAAAAUUAAAACAGAAGGGGGAAAAGAAGCCUGGCAAUGCAGAUAUCCAAACAAAAUGCACAAUGCAUCAUGGGAUGUCUAGUUCAUCCAAAAAUGCUAAGCAUAUUUUCGUGACUGAAAACUGUAUUUGCAGCCACCAGUUCCAUUGCUUCAUUAUUCCUCGUGAGCAGAGGGUAAGGAAAACCCAGGACAUUAUUGCCUAAUAAUAACUUUUUUCUUCUUCUUUUUUCCUUUGGCAGGAAAGGCAUUAUCCAUUUGGGGAAAGCUGUUGUCAGAAUUCUCAAGUAAAAAGAGCCUCUUCUGAAUCACACUGAAGAAGAAACUAACUUUGAAUAAGGGGGAAAGAAGAAUCAGCCCUUAAGCUACUGUCUGUUACUAGUCAGCUUGGAACCUGCCUCCUUCCCUCCGAUUCCUCGCUACCACAUUCAAGAAACACUAUUUAAAAAAGGAGACGACUGUCCACCUUGAGGUUUAGUACCUGGAGAUGUAUCUGAUGAAGCAGGUUUGUAUACAGGGCCUUUCUGAAAACAGCACAACAACAAUCAAACAGGUUUUACUUGAUUGACUAGGGCUUGUGUACAUGCCAUCUCUUUAAAACACAUUCUUCCCUUCAAAUAAUUUUGGUCACUCCAGCUAGCCAGGGGUUUCUGGGAACUGCAACUCUGCGAAGGGCAAACGACAGUGCCUAGAACUCUUUGAGGGAAAGGAUAGGCUUCAAAAUGAGAAUAAUUAUUAUUAUUAUUAUUAUUAUUAUUAUUAUUAUUAUUAUUAUUUAUUAUUUAUACCCCGCCCAUCUGGCUGGGUUUCCCCAGCCACUCUGCGCAGCUUCCAACAAAACACUAAAAUACAAUAACCUAUUAAACAUUAAAAGCUUCCCUAAACAGGGUUGCCUUCAGAUGUCUUCUAAAAGUUUGGUAGUUAUUUUUCUCUUUGACAUCUGAUGGGAGGGUGUUCCACAGGGUGGGUGCCACUACCGAGAAGGCCCUCUGCCUGGUUCCCUGUAACUUGGCUUCUCCUAGUGAGGGAACUGCCAGAAGGCCCUCGGCGCUGGACCUCAGUGUCCAGGCUGAACGAUGGAAGUGGAGACACUCUAUUUGGGGGUACCAAAUGUUGGCCUCGCACAGGGCGCCAUAUUGCAAAAGGUUACCAAAGUCUGCCCCUUUCCAUGUCCAGGCCUUCAGAUAAAGCUGAGGGGAAGAUUUCCUGGCGCAACUACCCUCCAAUGGGGCCGUUUCAUAUCAGGAAGCCUAGGAAGCCAGUGGCACUUAAAACUGCUGGGGAAAUAUUUGACGGAAAGAAAAUAUCACAUGCCACCUCACGGCAAUAAGGUAAGCUCCACCCCACACCUACCAAAAUUAUGAAGUCCAGGUUCCUAAGACAGUAAUUGCUGGAAGUGUAAGCAGGUAUAUGGAUAUUUUCCCCCAUGUGUGGUAUACUUGUAAGAAAGUGAGGGUAUUUGGGGAAAUGAUACAUGAUG